UCUACUGAAAGGGGGCGUGUCUUUGCGGCUGCGCUGGGCAGGUCUGGUUAAUGGAGUGCCGAGCGCACAGAUCGAGUCAGUGAGGGAGUGAUUUAUCUCUCCUGCCGCUGCUUCGUGCUUGACAGGCGGCCCUGGGCGGAGAGCGGACACGGUGCGGCCAGCAGGGAGCACCAGGGGGAAUGCUGGGACACGGUGAGUGUAUGGCCUGAGCCUGGCUCUGCCUGGAUCCCCAAUAAUGCUGUGAGUGGGCUGGCUCCCCCCAAUAAUGCUGUGAGUGGGGCUGGCUCCCCCCAAUAAUGCUGUGAGAGGGGCUGGCUCCCCCCAAUAAUGCUGUGAGAGGGGCUGGCUCCCCCCAAUAAUGCUGUGAGAGGGGCUGGCUCCCCCCAAUAAUGCUGUGAGAGGGGCUGGCUCCCCCCAAUAAUGCUGUGAGUGGGGCUGGCUCCCCCCAAUAAUGCUGUGAGUGGGGCUGGCUCCCCCCAAUAAUGCUGUGAGUGGGGCUGGCUCCCCCCAAUAAUGCUGUGAGAGGGGCUGGCUCCCCCCAAUAAUGCUGUGAGAGGGGCUGGCUCCCCCCAAUAAUGCUGUGAGAGGGGCUGGCUCCCCCCAAUAAUGCUGUGAGAGGGGCUGGCUCCCCCCAAUAAUGCUGUGAGAGGGGCUGGCUCCCCCCAAUAAUGCUGUGAGAGGGGCUGGUUCCCCCCAAUAAUGCUGUGAGAGGGGCUGGCUCCCCCCAAUAAUGCUGUGAGAGGGGCUGGCUCCCCCCAAUAAUGCUGUGAGAGGGGCUGGCUCCCCCCAAUAAUGCUGUGAGAGGGGCUGGCUCCCCCCAAUAAUGCUGUGAGAGGGGCUGGCUCCCCCCAAUAAUGCUGUGAGAGGGGCUGGCUCCCCCCAAUAAUGCUGUGAGAGGGGCUGGCUCCCCCCAAUAAUGCUGUGAGUGGGGCUGGCUCCCCCCAAUAAUGCUGUGAGUGGGGCUGGCUCCCCCCAAUAAUGCUGUGAGUGGGGCUGGCUCCCCCCAAUAAUGCUGUGAGAGGGGCUGGCUCCCCCCAAUAAUGCUGUGAGAGGGGCUGGCUCCCCCCAAUAAUGCUGUGAGAGGGGCUGGCUCCCCCCAAUAAUGCUGUGAGAGGGGCUGGCUCCCCCCAAUAAUGCUGUGAGAGGGGCUGGCUCCCCCCAAUAAUGCUGUGAGAGGGGCUGGCUCCCCCCAAUAAUGCUGUGAGUGGGGCUGGCUCCCCCCAAUAAUGCUGUGAGAGGGGCUGGCUCCCCCCAAUAAUGCUGUGAGAGGGGCUGGCUCCCCCCAAUAAUGCUGUGAGAGGGGCUGGCUCCCCAAUGCUGUGGGAGGGGCUGGCUCCCCAGCCAAUGCUGUGAGAGGGCUGGCUCCCCAAUGAUACUGUGAGAGGGCUGAAACCAUGAGAAAUGCUGCUGUGAGGUGGGGCUGGCUCCCCAAUGAAUGCUGUGAGUGGGGCUUGGCUCCCCAAUGAAAUGCUGUGAGGUGGGGCUGGCUCCCCCAAUGAAAUGCUGUGAGGAGGGGCUGAAACCACAAUGCUGUGAGGAGAGGGGGCUGGCUCCCCCAAUGAUAUGAGGAGGGGCUUGGCUCCCCAAUGAAAGUAAUGCUGUGAGGAGGGGCUGGCUCCCUCAUUCUCUUUAAUAUUUUAUUAGUGAUAUUGCAGAAGGUCUUGAUGGUAAGGUAUGUCUUUUUGCUGAUGAUACUAAGAUAUGUAACAGGGUUGAUGUUCCAGGAGGGAUAAGCCAAAUGGCAAAUGAUUUAGGUAAACUAGAAAAAUGGUCAGAAUUGUGGCAACUGACAUUUAAUGUGGAUAAGUGCAAGAUAAUGCAUCUUGGACGUAAAAACCGAAGGGCAGAGUACAGAAUAUUUGAUAGAGUCCUAACCUCAACAUUUGAGGAAAGGGAUUUAGGGGUGAUUAUUUCUGAUGACUUAAAGGUAGGCAGACAAUGUAAUAGAGCAGCAGGAAAUGCUAGCAGAAUGCUUGGUUGUAUAGGGAGAGGUAUUAGCAGUAGAAAGAGGGAAGUGCUCAUGCCAUUGUACAGAACACUGGUGAGACCUCUCUUGGAGUAUUGUACACAGGAGACCGUAUCUUCAGAAGGAUAUUGAUACCUUAGAGAGGGUUCAGAGAAGGGCUACUAAACUGGUUCAUGGAUUGCGGGAUAAAAGUUACCAGGAAAGGUUAAAGGAUCUUAACAUGUAUAGCUUGGAGGAAAGGCGAGACAGGGGGGAUAUGAUAGAAACAUUUAAAUAUAUAAAGGGAAUCAACACAAUAAAGGAGGAGACUAUAUUUAAAAGAAGAAAAACUACCACAACAAGAGGACCUAGUCUUAAAUUAGAGGGAAAAAGGUUUAAAAAUAAUAUCAGGAAGUAUUACUUUACUGAGAGGGUAGUGGAUGCAUGGAAUAGCCGUCCAGCUGAAGUGGUAGAGGUUAACACAGUAAAGGAGUUUAAGCAUGCAUGGGAUAGGCAUAAGGCUAUCCUAACUAUAAGAUAAGGCCAGGGACUAAUGAAAGUAUUGAGAAAAUUGGGCAGACUAUAUGGGCCGAAUGGUUCUUAUCUGCCGUCACAUUCUAUGUUUCUAUAAACACAAGUUACAUAUCCCCAAUAUCUCUGGUUUGGUACAGUGAUGGUAUAUGUGCAUGUAAUAAUAAUUUUAAUAAUGUACUGGACACACUAAUGUCUCUGGAAUGAUACUGCAUAAUAAACAUAUGGUAUCUACCCCAAUAUGUCUGGGUUGGUAUUAUAUAAACUAUGAUAUAUUUACAUAUACACUGAUGUCUGUGGGAUGAUCCCUAGUAAAUGAUAUAUGGGCAUAUAAUUCAAUAUCUCUGGGACGAUCUCUCAUAGACCUAUGGUAUAUGUGCAUAUACGCUACUAUAUCUGGGGUAACACCAUAAACUAUGGUUUCCAUCGUGACUGCCCCAUUUCUAAUACUUUAGACCACCUUUCAGAACAUGACACUUUUAUAUCUAACCACAAUCUCCUGGAUGAAAGCACAUAAAUCUAUGGUAUAUGUGCAUAUACCCCAAUAUCUCUGGGGUGAUAUUGUUCAUGUACUACUAUAUACCAUCUUCCUGUGGGUUUAGUGUAGGGUUCCCCAAGAACUCCAGCGUUUUUUUCCAUCACCCCCACCGUACAGUAAUUCGAAAAUGUACCUUGAUAAAUCUGGGGUAUUUAUAUUCCUUUACCACACUGAAUAACAAAUAUAUAAAUAUAAUUUAUAUUGAUUCUUGGUUGGCGACACUGAGUCGUAGUAAUUGGUUUAGCUUGCCACAGAUAUUUGAGUAGGCCUCUGAAGAAGACUGCUCACCUAUAGAAAUGAAUAAGGUUAUAAGAGUGUUUAAUUUGUAUAGAGCAAGCUCUUGCCUUCUUCCUAUGUGAUUGGGGACAGUCGUGAUGUGCCAAAACCGAUGGUCACGUAGGCCUAUAAAGAAUAGGGUGAACAUUUUAUGCCUUCUAAACAACAUUUAUUACAAAGAUUAACAAAUGACAAAGCCAGGUCAUGGAAAGCCGGUCUUAUUUCUAAUUCUGUAUGUGGAAUGUAUCUUGUAGACUUGUGCAAAAAAGUUUCAGAAUUCCUUUUAAUCGGCACCCGCAUGAAUCAAUCGGUUUAGGCUAUCAUGUAGAGUCUUUUUUUAUUGAAUAAGACUCCACAGGUAAAUCCUGUUAUCAUCGAUUCAUUUGUGCUGUUGUAUAUGUUCACCAAUAAUUCUUUGAUAUUACUUGUUAGAGUGGAAUGUCAAUCUUCCUGUCUUUUCUCUUUAAUUUAAUUUUUAAUUGAAUGUCUUCACAAUUACCCAUGAUAUGCAAUGACACAAUGUGUCGUAAACACCAUAAGGGAUAAUGAAGUUGAGAUAUGCCAAGUAGAGCUUAUAUUCAUCUCUACAAACAGCUACUUAAAAGAUAUCUCACAUUCCAUUGGUAUAUUAGUCAUUUGUCAUUAAGAGAUUUGAAAAAAGAGAAUAUAAAUGAACAUAAAUUAACGAAAAAGAAUAAAAUGAAAACGAUGAAGUAUAACAUUAAAGUAUAUAGAAUAUGCAGUUUUCUAUCUGUGAAUCGGUACAUCCAGUCACAAGGUCUCCCUUGUUAAUACCCAGAUGAGGUUCUAGUCCCAGAGUGGAUAUGUUUAUUACCAGACAAUGAGAAUUUGAUUUAAACUAUUCCUUAUUAAUGUCGUAUAGGUUGUAUCCAAUAUUUAGGUAUAAGUGCUUUUGCAGUGUGAAGAGGAUUAAAUUCUAUAAAGCGAGAAUAUGCACUCUUUGGUUUGGGUGAGAGGUGGGGACAUUUCUUGAACCUGGUUUAAGUCUAGGGAAGUAAGCUAUCUCAGUAAUGUAGGUUAAUAUAGUGCCACAGAAUUUAGUUAGAAUAGCACAUUCUCACCAAAUGUCAUUGUAAGUCCCCUUUUUCAACCCUAUUUGUGUCCUGAAUCUAUUUAAUACUGUUGGAGGUUUGUACCAUCUAGCCAUUAACUUGUAGUUGGUCUCAAUCAUAGCUAGACUUGUAUUGGUUCUAUGUAUAAAGUAAAACAGUCUGCGUUAAUUCAUUUGACCAUAACGGAGUAAGGUGAGAGAUGCACCCUCGUGCAAACAUGAGUAAUCCCAAGGUAGUGUCCUUUUAGCUUGUGUUGGGCAAGAACAUUUGGUUUCAAAUGAGGUGGGGUACAAGGGGACAUCUGCUAGUGAGAGUGACCUCACAUAUUGCUGUAGUUGAUAGUAGAAAUAUUUGUCAAGAAAAUUGGGGUUCUCCGUGAGACAGAGUUCAGUCAGUGUUUUAAAUUGUUUCUCAGUAAUCACGUUCGCUAAGGUUAUAUAGGGAGGUUGGGGCGACCUUGGCCAGCUUCAGUUCCUGAAACCCUAUGGGAAAGAGGGGAUAUUAUGUUGCUUAUAUGGUAAUAAGAGACAUGUGAUGAUGGGAUAAAACAGGGCUAAGAAGUUGUUUGGGAGAAAUGAUAAGGGUACUUCAACCCAGUCCGUGUGGUCUUUGUGUUGAUCGAAUUAUUAUUUUAUUUUUUUUUUACUUUAAAGGCAUUCAACAUGUGUGAGAAUCUUCCUCUGUUUUGUGUAAGAGGGUACAAAUUGGUGUAACCAAUACUGACCCUUUGGGUACCUUAUGCCACCAUUGGAGCCUAACACUGUAUUACACAUUGACACAAAGGCAUGAGUGUGUUUGCUGCUAAUAUAAAGAUGUCACAUUAACAAUAUCAUAAAGCGAUGAAACGAAAAGCCACAUAUCUGCCAGCUACCUCCCGGCAGUUCAAAUUGACAAAGAGGGGAGUGCGACUGAGUGUGUGGCCAGGGACACUUCAGUUUUAGGAGUGCGACUGAGUGUGUGGCCAGGGACUGAGCUAGUCUCAGAAAUGUUAGGGGACUUACUCUUAAAGAUUUGUGCACCUAAACGGUCAUUUAGAACAAAAACAACAUAUCUAAACACUGGUAUCCACCUAGAUAUCUUGGUUGUACCCUUUGAACCUUGGCUUUUAUUAAAGAUUGGUUUAGGAUUGUUCUCAUUUAAUGCCAAAAGUGCUGCUUAUUCAGUUGUACAAUGAGUUACCGAUGUCCUACCAGUGUGCAACAGGAUAAGGUACUACCCAACCUAGAAACUAUUAUUAAAUGUUUACCCGCCGUAACAGACUGUCUUCAUAUCUCUCUGACACAGCAGGAAAACAAAUAUACGGUGUCCAAAAAGUGCUGUGAGUAAUUAAUAUGCCUGCCACUCCCUCCUUCAUGUCCGUAGUGGAUAACCGUCUAUAUUGAUCGAGGUAGCUUCUUGUGUCAAAUAAAGGACUUGCACACUAAAGGCUCUUAAAGGCCCUGUGUGUAAAAAUGCAACAGCGAUUUACUUAUAAACAUGUCAAGGACAUAUUAUCAGAACACUUACUGACAUAUUAAGUAGAGAGACUCCUAUCAUGCACACUCAUGUGUCUCCAGCAAAGGGAGCAAUUUACGUUGAUCGUUCACCAACACAGUGCCAGCGUUUUAUGACACAAAGAAACAUGAUCGCAUAUUUACUGUGGUAUUAGCAGGUCACAAUCUGCCGUGAUUUGUGUCCCCAGCACAGCUGUGAUUUCAUUCUUUGCACUUGUUCAUAUUCCUAUGUUGAAAUGUCUUGAUUUAUUUUAUUUAUAUUUUAUUUUUCCUUGCUGUAAUUGCAAUGUAACAAAGAUGCUUUCUGUAUGUCUCGAUGUCCUGUUUCUGGUGUUUUCCAUGUGGCUAUGUUGUACUGCAAUACUGAGUAUUGUUAUUCAGCAAAACCUGAGUAAACGGUAGUUUUUGUUAUUUUGUGUAUAAGUAAUAGUUAGGGAAUACAGAUUUCGGGGUUCUUCACAAAAAUGUGACUUGUCAGGAAAUAAGUGCAUUUUAAAUCUUAAGCCAAAAUAGUUGAUUUAGAGAAUAUUUUCAGGUUAAAUGUUUUGACGUUCACUCUGUCAUCGCUUUAGUGAAUAAUCUUGAAUAUUGCUUACUAUUAGCAUGCUGUAUACAUGUGUGUAACACUAUAUAAUCCACUUUACCAAACAGGUUUUUAUGUAGAUUUUUACACCUAUGUUUUACUAUCUUGAAGUGUUAUCUCAUCUCUGCUCUAAACCAUGAUUUGACUGUGAACUUUUAAGGUUAGUGUUCAUAGUGUCUUUUUUUUUAAAUUUUUUUAUUUCUUUACUAGCCUCAAUGGAAUGGGCCAGUGAAAAUUCACACAUGAGCAAACGUUUUUUAAUUUUAUGGCAAUAGAAAUUGUCCAGGGCAGUGUUUCUUUUAUUUUAAGUAUUAUGUAAUAUAUUGCAGGGUAUGCAUGUAUAUGUUUUUUGUUUUUUUUUCCCCUGAUACAUUUUAACAAAAUACUUACUGCGUGCUCACAUGUGGGGCCCACUCAUGUUUAAAUUUAGAAUCCAGUCUGUGCCAAUUGGCCCAUCCAGUCUGCUUACUGCGGAAACUCGGACAGAUUUGAUUACUUAUCCAGGAUAGUCUUAUGCACUUCUCUGUUCCCUUGUGUUUGUUUUUUUCCAUUCCAUGCACCUACUUACAUAACAGACCUUCAUUAAAUAAGUACUAUUGCCGUGAGUUAUUGACUUGCCUAUAGUAUAAGCCAAACACCUACAAAUUGUUUUAAUAAAUAAUUGUCUAUGCCUGGUCGCCUACCAUGUGAUCUGGUCCUUUAACGCGGCCUUCGGGGAGGUGGCAGUCUGUGGCUUAGAGAUUGAUGUAAUCUGUGUGUGCGCCGAGCAGUAAAACCAUUAUCAUGUCUCUAGUGUAGACUACAGGCUUUUAGCAUCACCAAUUAAGUCCAGGCAGGACGGUUAUAUGGCUACUGUCAGCCAGCUGCAGGUUAGUCUGCCCACAUCACCAGACAUACCAUUAGAUGGGCUGAAUCCUAUAGAGGACCACUGGAGUUUAAUAAAAUCUAUAUAAAGAUAAAGUAAAAAGCUUUAGUCUAGAUUAAUUCACAAAUAACCACUCUGUAUACUAAUAUAUUACACAAUAUAGUCUUUGUUUCCAGAGUUGGAGUUCUACAUUGUUUAUUUUAUUGUUAUGCGUCCCUUCCAUAACAAAAUUAAUACAAAAAUGAAAUGCAAUUAAACCGGAGCCGUCAUCUCUGUGCAACUUACACCAUUAAAUAAAACAUUGAAAAAUCAUCUAAAACUUGCAUUAACAUUUUUUUUUAUUUUUUUUUUAUGUGAGGCUCCAUUUUCUUGUAAAUUUAUGUUAAAGGAAUGCUCAAAGCACCGUAACCAUUACAGCUCGUUAUAGUCCUUAUGGUGCCAGGGAGUACCCUGGUGCAUGAUUCCACACAUUCCCAUUGUACAUAGGAAAGGUGUAACAUCUUGCAAGCCGGUAGCCGUGUAUUACUUUUAGUGCACAGCGGACUACAUGCAAGAAGUGAAACUGUUUUGAAAACCAUUUCCAGGGAGCUUCUAGCACCCUAAUCACUACACUAAGCUGUAGUGGUUAUGGUGCUUGGUGUUUUCCUUUAACGAUUUAGCUAUUGAUAUCACGAUCCAAAUUGGUCCUGGAACAGACAGGGUAUACGUUGCAAGCAAGCAUCCUCUCUCUAUGGUUUGACUGACAAGUGCAAGAGUAAGAUCUUAUAACCGUGAUUGACAGGGAGCCAAGAUUGAGGUGCUAAAUGCUGGGAGAGUUUAAUACGUCAGUGUGGAUUUCUAUGUUCAAUUUUAUUUUGCAGAAUUCCCAAACUUGUGCUUUUUAAAUAUAGUUGAUAAGAAAACCUAUAAAAAAAUAAAAACUAAUAAUAUUAUAUAUAUAUAUAUAUAUAUAUAUAUAUAUAUAUAUAUAUAUAUAUAUAUAUAUAUAUAUAUAUAUAUAUAUAUAUAUAUAUAUAUAUAAUAUUAUUUUUUUAUUUUUUUUAAUAAACUGUAUUUCUACUUGGAUGUUUGAUUGUGCAACUAACUAUCCAGAAAGAGAGAGGUUUAUCAUAAGGCAGCUGUGGAAUCUGCUCUGUUUCUAAACAAGAAUGGAAACACAUUUUAUCAUGUAUGGUGACAGACAGACAGAUGGCAUGGACGGCAUUGAAAAGAGGGAAAGGGAAAGAAAAAAACAAACCUCGAAAACAAAACUCCUGCAUACUGAUUUUAGAGUAAGGCCUGUGCCUUGCUAUCUACAUAUGUCGGGCUAGGGGAAAUGAUAGCUCGUCUACUAUCGGGACGAGGAGAUGACAGCUGGUCUGCUGUAAUGAGAAUAUAACUACGACUGGUGCUCCUUCAGGGUAGUGGGGCUACUGGGCCUCCGCUGACUAAUUGUUUGGCAUCUUACAAAAAAAAAAAAGGGGUGGGAGGGGGAGAAUGGGAGGCCAGAUCCUGUUUUUCUGGACACGUAUUACUACUUCAGGCUGAUGGGCAGCUCAUGAAAUUGAUGCCCUGACUUACAUGUAGCAUUCAUAUACGGCAAGAUCCACUUUUUUAUUAAAGCUGCUGUGUCACCAUCUGCGGUCUUUGCAUAUUUUGUAAAGACCCCCGAUGUUGACUUUGCUGCCUGCAGUGCGGUGACUGUGGGGUACAAGGAAAGGUGAGUUUCUACUUAUCUGAAGAUGUCCCUUGUAGCCACUGCCAUCUUCUUCCAUGGGAUCUUCUUCAGCUCCUGGUGCGUCAGUGAUAUUCCAACACAGGCUUUAUGAGCAUUUCAUAAAGAUUUUAUCUUAUUUUGGGGUGGGGGGAGGGUGACAGCUGCUGUAAUUACUUGAUUUGGUGGAUCUGGCAACGCUAGGUACAUGACAUUAUCCAUGAGUAAUAAUGGCCAAAGUCUGGUACUUGUACUGUUUAUUUUAGAGGUUCCAAAGUCCACUGUAUCUAAUUAGUGGAUUAGGAGAGCCUAAUGUUAACCCUUUGUUUGUGUUUUUUAUAUUUAUUAGCUCCGGUUCCAACUACAUUUUAGUUUGUCCAUCCACUGUAAAGCGCUGUGGAAUUUGUUGGCGCUAUAUAAAUGUAGUAGUAGUAAUAAUAAUAAGUAGAUUUUACACACACGCACUGCUGGGUCUCCAAAAUGAGUAUAGAAUGUUGGAUAAUGUAUACAUUUUGAGAUACAUGUAUGUCAUGGUGUAUGAAGGUUUUGCCUGAAUCAUUCAUUCAUUCAUUUCAUACGUAUCUCUUUUUUUUAUCUUUCUAGUUACAUAGUUACCAAUUUAGUUAAACUAUAGUCUGAUAUUUUAUGCAAAUAAGACUACUUUUACCAUGAUCCUUUGUCCAACUGACAUUCUCUACUGUUUUUGGCAGCCUCAGUUUACCCUUUGACUUUAUUGGUGACCUUGAAGGACCACUAAAGUCACACAGGCAGUUUUAUCUUAAUGACGGGAACUGGGUGCAGGUGCCCUGUCAUUUUACCCUGCGAUAUAACGCAGGGUAAAUCGAUCAAUAGAAGUUGUCAUACUGAUGGCCACUAUAGGCACUUCUGUGGCACUGACCGAGUAAACAUCUGUCACGUGAUGCGGAAGCCCCCAUAGCAUUGAUGUUCUCGACGCACAUGUGCGUCAGGUCCCCAACGCUCUACUAUGAGAAUCAUUGGGUUGGGUGGUCGCCAAUGGAGGCCAAGUCUUCUUUAUAACCGUUCUGAAGGACGAGAAAAAAGCAGCUCAAAGGGCGCCUCCAUGCUGGAAAAUAGUAAGUAAAAAGCAUUUAUUUGAUUAUUGUAAAAAGUGGGGGAGGGCUUCCAUAACUAGGGACAGGGACACUAAAGCAUUCGGAAAACAGGUUUUACCACUGAAGCUGUUGGUUGAAGACACUUACUCUUCCCAAUAUUCUGAUCCAGCCUUUAACUUAAUGAAGACGUUUUAGUGUAUAGAUCAUGCCCCUGCAGGCUUACUGCUCAAUUAUUGCUAUUUAACUCCUAAUAGGCAGUCGUUUGAGCAGUGGGACAUCGGAGGUAUGAUCUACACACCAAAACUGCUUCAUUAAGGUAAAGUUGUUUUGGUGACUAUAAUGUCCCUUUAAAGGAACACUGUAGUCACCUAAAUUACUUUAGAUAAAUAAAGCAGUUUUACUGUAUAAAUCAUUCCCCUGCAAUUUCACUGCUCAAUUCACUGUCAUUUAGGAGUUAAAUCACUUUUUCUGUUUAUGCGCAGCCCUAGUCACACCUCCCCUGGCUAUGAUUGACAGAGCCUGCAUGGAAAAAAAAAACUGGUUCACUUUCAAACAGAUGUAAUUUACCUUAAAUAAUUGUAUCUCAAUCUCUGAAUUGAACUUUAAUCGCAUACAGGAGGCUCUUGCAGGGUCUAGCAAGCUAUUAACAUAGCAGGGGAUAAGAAAAUCUUAAUUAAACAGAACUUGCAAUAAAGAAAGCCUAAAUAGGGCUCUCUUUACAGGAAAUGUUUAUGGAAGGCUGUGCAAGUCACAUGCAGGGAGGUGUGACUAGGGUUCAUAAACAAAGGGAUUUAGCUCCUAAAUGGCAGAGGAUUGAGCAGUGAGGCUGCAGGGGCAUGUUCUACACACCAAAACUGCUUCAUUAAGCUAAAGUUGUUCAGGUGACUAUAGUGUCCCUUUAAGGUGCAGACUUAUUACAAAUGUGUGUAUUUGAUUUCACAUAUGAUUAGUGAAUGUCCUCCUGUAUAUAAUAUAGAGUGAAUUUGACUGUUACUGGGUAAUUUAUUUUUGUUUGGUGCGUGCAGGUGGUUUACUGGAUGGGCUGAUAGGGGUAUGUGAACAAGGAGAAGGAUUAUAGGAUAGGGUGAGUAAUUCAGUGGAUGGGGUGAAAGUGACCAGGUGGGUGACUGUAUAUGUUAUGUGACAGGGUAUGUGGCCGGUUAGAUGUGAUUGAGUGACAUUAUGCUACAGGAUACCCAGCAGGUAGUUAUGUCUAAACAGAGGCUGAUGAGGGAGACUGUAGGUUCACGUUACACGCAAGUUGGGUUGGUGACUGACUUCAAGGAGUCCUUCUACUGUGUAUGAAAUAGAAAAUGAAUUGUUUUAUGUAAAUAAAAUCCGUAUUGUGCAGUCUGUGUUUGACAACACUGGGAAGGGGGGCUAAGUAGGUACAGGGAGGGGAUCAAAAUUACACUGCUUAUUUCUUGUCUGCAUGUCAAUGUUAAAAAAGCUGGCUAGUGCUUCAGUAUAUAUGAGAAAAGGCAAGAUUUAUUUGUCAGCUAUGGGACUCAUUUUCAAUUUGUGCCAACAUUUCAAAGACAUUUUUAUAUCUUUUGUAUUAUUUUAAGGGUUAAUUCUGCGUUGACUGUAUCUGAUAACCAAUUCUAGUUAAGAUAAUUAAAGGAACACUCCAAGCACCUUAACUAUUACAUCUUGCUGUAGUUGUUAUGGUGUCUGAGCCCCCAUUGUAAAUAGUCCCUGCCUCUACUACCACAUUUAGCAGUGCAGGGGUUCGCUCAUUGGCUCAGAGAACUUCUAGUAGCAUGGCUGCGCUCAGGAGGGUUCCUGCUUAACUAUUGGCUCUCCAGCAAAGGUAGUGGAGGCAGGGAGUGGCGCCCAGUGAUGCCCAGGUAAGAAUUCAACCUAUUCAUCAACGGUCUAAUAACAAUAAGGGGGGGCACAAGGGCACCUCUGGCACUAUAACCACUACAAUUAGCUGUAGUGGUUAUCGUACUUGGAGACUUUCUUUUAUACUUGUAAAUCAUUCAGAACCGUGUCAGAGAGUUGUAUCGAUGUAAACUAAUUAAUAAACACAUGCUAUUUUACAAAAGAUUUGUGGCAUUGGCUUGUGUUCUUGUAAACCCCACUGAAAUCCAUUGACGGGGAUAUUUUUUUUUCAUAUUUCGUCAGUGGGCCUAGAACUGGCAAUUCACUUUGUGUGUCAGACAGUUGACACUUUAGUUAAUAACCACGUGUGCUUUAUUGCUAUGGUGCUCUGUUGCAUCCUUAUACACACCUUUUUACUGUGAGUUUUAUUGUUCCGUAACUCUGUGAUACAUUGUGUGCACACAGGUAGAAGGCAGGAUCCUGGGAAGGGAAAUGGGUUUAGAGCGAUUGGGUUCUUGAAGGGAAGCAUGGGCUUGAAAAUCCUUCAGACAGAUGCCUGCUUUACCGACCUGCUCAGCAUGAGACACACUGUCUCAGAUUAAUCCUCCACGUUUAUGCCAGACAACCAGCCACGGCAAAGUGUUUCCAAUGUUUGCACAACUUAUCUCUGCAAUUUGCACAUCAUGGAGACUGUCACCGGGUGACACUGCGCAGUGUGGGUCUCCUCGACGCCAGUCGCAGCUGCUAUGAGUGUUUGCAUGCAAAGAGAUCACCUUAAUCAAAAGGCAAGUGCUUUUACCUGUCACUAUGAUAAAUUGAUGCUUAGAAGGAAUCACCUGCCAAAUGGAUGCACAUUAUUGGAAUAAUCCCCUUUUGUUUGUGAUUUAAUGUCUCUGAGCCAUGUGCGUGUGGGCAAUUUGUAAGGCUGACUCUAGAAUUAGCAGAAAAGGAGAUUUGCUCCUGUAUUCUGCAUUUUAAUCAUUGUGGUGUAAAUUUUUCCAUGUCGUUCCUUCUUUGUCAAUCUCCAUUUAUUUUGAUUUAGUGUUCUUGGUAAUGGCAGGGGUGUUCUGUUUAAAAUGAUUCAUUUCUCCUUUUUUUUCCUUUUUUGUCUUUCCCCCCUCCCCCUCCCUUUCUUCAUUACUGAGCACCGUAUCUAUACAGGAAUAAAUGAAAAAGACCUGCCUCUGAAUAAACUGCUUGACGGCUUUCUGUCCUCCAUAUAAAAAGAUUAUAACUGUCAAUCAAUCCGGUUUCUUGUAGGUAGCCUUAUGUCCAUUCCAAAAAAAUUCUGAUUAAAUUAUUCUGUGCUACCUGUAUUUAGAUACUGUUCCAUAUCUGCCAUUUUUUUUUUUUUAAUAGUUUCAUGUUUUUUAUUAUUUGUUUGACCCCACUUUACAUCCUGACUUUUCUUUGAAAUUGACUCAUUCAUAAUGAGCAGGAAGAGUUCUGCUAAGUAAAGCAAGAGUUCUUCUAAGCUCUAGCCCUGGAGUUGUAUAUCCAUAGUGUGGCUCCAAAACUUUGGCUUUUCACCAAGCUUCUCUCUGUGUCAUACAAAGUCCUGCUUUAAAAUAUAUUUACGGUGUUAUCGAUGGUGUAAUAUCUAUAGAAACUUCACUGGAAUUUAUGGGAGGGUUUUGAAGAUUACCUCCUGGAAUUAAAUGUCUUUUGUACGCCCUCUUGAGUACGUAAAUGGGCUUUCUAAGCUUCAAAAUAUUAAUUAAAGGAAUUGUUUUCGGUGUAUAGGUAAUGCCGUGGCAGUAUUGUCUGCCAUUUAGGAGUUGAAUCACUAUUAUGCAGCCCUAGCCACACCUCCUUUGGCUGAGACUCACACAACCUCUCUUCACACUUCCUGAAAAGGAGUCCAAUGUUUUUAGUUUCCUUUACUUCACAGUAUGUUUAAUUUAGAAUUUCUUAUCUCCUUUUCUGUUAAUAGCCUACAGCAAGCAUGUCAAACUCAAAGUGUGGCAAAGGUUUAAGUUUAUGUGGGCCACACACACAUACUCAUAGACAGAUACAGACACACUGACAGACGCACACACACUCGCUGACAGACACACACACACACACACACACACACACACACACACACUUUACUUUCUGACAGACACACUUUCUGACAGACGCACACACACUUUUCUUUAUUGCUCCUUACCUUAUGGAGCCGAUGGGGGGGGCCGGGGGGGCGGCAUCUCUCAGGGGUCCUUCCUGCUCCUCAUUGCUCCCUCGUGCGGUUUAGUGGUGCCGGAAUAUGACGUCAUAUUCUGGCGCCCUGCUUCACUUCACUCGGCGCGAGGGAGAAGUGAGGAGCUGGAACGCUGAGCUCCCCUCGCGGUCCUCCUCCUCCCCGGCCAGGUAAAUGAUAGCAGAGUAGGCACCUGCAAUAUGGGGAAUGCAGGUGCAUACGCUGCUAUAACACAAGCAUGCACUCGCAGCUCGCCGGGCCGCAAAGAUGGUCCUUGUGGGCCGCGAGUUUGACAUGCUUGGCCUACAGCCUCCUAUGGGUGAUUAAAGUUAAAUUAACAGAGCAGGAGACGAGAGCUUCUAAAGUAAAAAUAAACAUACUGUGCUGUAAGAUUUAAUUGUAAACAAGACUAUUUUUCAUGGACACUGCGAGUCACAGUCAGAUGAGGUAUGACUAGGGCUGCAUAAACAGAAACAAGUUAUUUAACUCCUAAAUGGCUGAGAAUGGAACAGUGAGACUGCAGGGGAAUGAUCUAUACACCAAAACUGCUUCAUUAAGCUAAUGUAGUGUCCAUGGCUUUGUAAAUAUAGCAGGGCACUGCUGAGACAGUUUGAUUAAAUUGACAUUUAACUGCAAUGUCUAUAUUUGCCCAGUGAAAGGUGGCAGAGGGGUAUACAUUUAAAAUGUAACGGCAUAUACCAUCCCACAGAAUGUUGUGUACACCCAAUACCAUGCUGGGUUUCUGUAUUCUGGUUUAUUCGUGGGCAUUUAAAUCUCUUGGGCAUUUAAUCUAUAAAUGAUUUCAUGCAAAUACACUAUUCUCAACUUAUAAAAUACUUCUUUCUCUUCCUUUCUGGGCGUUUGGCGGACACCAGUUUAUGAGACCAGUUUAUUCUUACUGCUUGCACUAGUUGACCUUACUCAACCCAUUUCUCCUCUUCCUCCAGGGCGAGGCGGAGGAGAUUUCUAGUGGGAAAAGUGUGAUAAUGGGUUUUAAAAGUCACUAUCCAGUUUCACUCUGAUGUUAGCCAGAAACUAACUCCUGACGCGUGAAAGGACUGUCACUGGCAUUCAUUAUUAAUACCCUUCAUGCUUUCUGUUAAGAGGAAAUCUAAUCAGGACAGCUCCUCUAAACGUUGUCUGUAGCAUGCAUGUGCCAGAGGCAAUGAGAGUGAUACAAAUUGCAGAUCCGUUGUUUUGUGAUGCCCAAAUAUAAUUAUUAUUUUUGUCUUACUGUGGUUUACCUAUUUCUGAUUUAUUUUCAACUUUAUAUGUAUUCCCCCUGCCUGGCAAAGGUUUAAACCCCCCAAGCCCUCUGCCUGGCAUAUUACAUAGUUACAUAGCUGAAAAGAGACUUGCGUCCAUCAAGUUCAGCCUACCUCACAUUUGUUUUUUGCUGUUGAUCCAAAAGAAGGCAAAAAAACCCAGUUUGAAGCACAAUUUUGCAACAAGCUAGGAAAAAAAUUCCUUCUUGACCCCAGAAUGGCAGUCAGAUUUAUCCUUGGAUCAAGCAGUUAUUACCCUACAUUGAAAGAUUAUAUCCUUGAAUAUUCUGUUUUUGCAAGUAUGCAUCUAGUAGCUGUUUGAACAUCUGUAUGGACUCUGAUAAAACCACUUCUUCAGGCAGAGAAUUCCACAUCCUGAUUGCAUAGGUUAAUACCUGUCAUCGAUAGUAUAGCUUUAACAAUACAGACCUGUUUUCCUAAUUUUAAAAUGUUCUACUCCCUGUUAUUUACUCACCUUCUAUCCUGCGGCGUGCUGGCCUCAGCCCUGAUGAUCUCGGGGAAGUAUUGAGCAGCUAGUGCGCAUGCACAGCUAAUCACUGCACUACGUCAUUCAGUGUCUCUUUAUAAGGAUACUUUGACUCAAUGCUUCUCUAUGGGGAGCUUAUAGUUUCUCUAUUCCUGCAGCCAAUUGAGGUGGUCAUAGGCAGCAAUGUAAACUCUGCAUUUUCUCUGAAAAAUGAAUGGCCCAGAACAAUACAUUAAGCUAUAGUUUUUGUUGACUGUGUCCCUUUAACAGAUUGGCAAUUUAUCAAGGCUUUAUUUGAGAAACAGAUCGUUUUCUUGCCAAGAGAUCUCCAUUCCACAUGAAGGAAUCCGUAGGCUUAUGUUAUUUUUGGUUUAGUUUCACGGCUUAAAAGUAGAAGUUCUCUUGCAUAAAGCAUUUUUAGAAAAUUCUGUUAAAACCAACCUUGCCUCUCCUUCAUGAAGAUUGCUGCAUUGCUUUCUUACCCUAAAAUAGACGCCUUUGAGGUAUUGCUUAUGCUUUUGGUUUCCAUUUUUAUUUAAUUGUUUUUGUGCAAUGAAAUAAAAUAUCUCCAUGUGGAUGUAGAGUAAGGUGCUUAAAGGUCUAGCAAUCUCUCUCUUCUAUAAAUGUUACUGGGUAUUUCCUGCAAUUUUUUUAAAAGUGAUCUGUGGCACUCUUAUUUCGGCAGAAUUCCCCGAUUUAAAUUUUCAGGUUUGCUCUGCAGGCUGACCCUCGUGGUCUAAGCCGUGCGAUAACUAGUAAAAUGUUCUAAAAUUUUUCAGAAAUGGGUACAUAUGAGGGUCAUGGGAAAUGUUGUGUACAUUUACAUGGAGUGCCCAGAUCGUGCUUUACCAUAAUGGCCCAAAAUGUUCACUAGCCAUUGGCAAGUUUGGAAUUCAUCCCCGACGAGUGAGUGGAUUCGCAAUGACCUCUGUAGGUUUGUUUACAAACUCAAACCACAUUUCUCCAUUAGAUACCAGAGUGUGCAUGGCCAAUGUAUGUGGUUGCAUUGCAGGUGUGCGUUAAUUGUUCUCAUUGUUAGUAGCUUAGAUCUUGGAAGUCUGAGCCCUGAUUUCAUUGCUAAAUCAAAUCUACAAAAGAAGUCCUAUAUUUAAGAAAAUGAAUACACUAGAAAUAGAUCCUUUUAUCUGUUGGAUUUUAAAAUGAUCUCUCCAGUGUAAGCGAUGAGCUUUUAAUGUCUCUCUCAGUUGCACACCGCUAUCUGAACUGUGUACUAGAUGUUGAUAUCAUUCUGAGAUAAUGGUUCAAGCUCACGGUUCAACUUCCCACUGAGCACACAGUGUGACCUGGAUUAGAUCAACCAGACAGACAAUUUAAGCCAUCUGCCUUCCUCCCUAAUCUUUCACCAGAUUAAACAUCAUCUACUCCUUUUCUUAAACUGGAAACAUUAAACCAAGGAGCCUCCUACAUGGAGGAAUAUUGUCGUUUUUAUGGAAGCAGAAGGUGCGAUUUGGUUAAAAUGAAGUAUGUGUUUGUGUGGUUAGAUCUUACAAUAACAUUGGAUUGAAUCAUCCUAUUUACUGGAAAAAUCUUUUCAUAAUUCAUUGGCAACACUACAAAUUCCCAGCAUGCUGUUUGUACUGUGCUGCAAAGUAUUCUGGGAGUAGAAAACACUGCAACUCCUAUCAUGCAUCGCCAGCCUCAAAGGAAUCAUUCGUUACUUGUGACCCGGCUGCUCUAAUAAUUUGCUCUUUGCACUAAUUGUACAAGGGGAGAAAAGUCCUUUUCGUGCUGAAAACAGAUAUCCACAAAUUUGCGAUUUUAUUUAUUCCUGACCUCUGUGUCAUUCUUGGGUUAACCCACUGCAAAAGCAGUUUUAAAUUGUGUUAUUUGGGUGUAUCUAUAGGACAAUGUAUGGUAAUCUUUUCUGUGCACCUGUUAAAGUAUUCCCCCAACCUUUUCAUUGAGUGUGAGCUCUUGGCUCCAGUGCUUCGUAUUGUUUAACUAAAAACCCAGUAUAUGUUUGUGUUUCACAAUCGGAGAAAUCCUUGUGCAGCUGCCAGGUUUUAGCAGCCGGUUUAUCGGCUCAAGUUAAGCUUUUAUUAAAUCUACUGUUUAAAGAGCAGAAACCUCGUUUUGCUCCCUUCCCCAUUUAACCCUAUUCAUUUCUGUAUGUCAUGUGCGACAGCCUUGAUGUGACUGAGCUGGGAUUGAAGGCAUAUGUUUACUAAGCAGUUCUGCCCGCUAAGACUACGCGGUUAGAGUGUUGCGUGAAUGCCAGGGCUGUAAUCAAUGUCCUCUACAAUGUUUGCUCAGAGCAGGAUGCAGCCUGCGUGUGCAUACCUCGUGUCAUGUGCUGUUUACGGCACAUUACGGCAUUCACAUCAUAUACUCUAUUUACCAUCACGCACGUUUAACCAUUUCAUCAAUAACCAAGUAGAAUCAUGCCUGCAAGUUGCGUUUACAUAUUUAAUAACAUGAUAUAUGUAGCUGUAACAUAAUCAACUUGGGGUUAAAUAAAUUCGAGGGGGUGAUAAAGGAGGAGGGGACAUCAUCCAUGUUAAAUAUCAGAUUUGCAACCUGACAUUCACAGAUGAUGAAUUGAAAACUAAAAGUGACUUUUUAAUAUCCAGCAGUGACGUACAAAGCAUCCUUAAACCGUGUCCACAACACUCGAGUUGGCAUAAUUAGAUCACCGAACACAAAACGUUCUUAUUCUAUGAUAAUGUCACCAGUCAAAUUAUACUGUAAGUGUUUAUACGCACAUCCCUGUUUUUUUUACCUGGCUUUCACAGGCAGUUCCUGUAGCUAUCAUAGGCGAUUUUACUUCCUUAUAGGGGAUGCUCAUAUCAUUGCGAAUUACAAGACUGCAUAAAAUGUUCAAAGUCACCAACAGUUUGUGUUAACUUUUUUUUAUUUUUUUUUUAUAUGAUGAUCUGUUUUUCUUUUUCUAUUAACGACUUUGCAAAUUACUUCACAGUCCAGUUAGAUCCAGUGGGCAUGUUGCAAAAUGAGGUGGAAAAGCAGAUCUUUUUUUCACCCCUAUUUCUCCUUUUUUCUGUAUGCAUUCUCUGUGUCGACUGCCAGGCGUUGAGGACACAAUUUGUGAGAAUGACGGGGAGUGAAGUUGGAGGCACCCCGUUGUAUGAUAACCAGUAUAAAAUUGUCUGCAUUGAUUUUUAUUUUUAUUAAUUUAUUGAUUUUUUUUAUUUUAUUAUAUAUAUAUAUAUAUAUAUUUAUAUAUAUUAAAAUAAAAGGUUGCAUGUAGUCUACAAAUUCUACGUAAAUAUGCAAUGCAAACAUACAAACGACAACCUUUUAUUCUGUAAAUAUCCUGGUUUAGACAUCAUGUGAACUUACUGAGCCUCUCAGAAAUGCAGGCUGGGACCAUUUCAGCAAUUUUAAUUGUCCCUGGCUUUGGGAGAUAAGCGGUUCUCCUGACCAAAGUAAACAAAAAACAACAUUAACAAAAAAUUAGGUCAAUUUUUUUUUUUUUUUUUUUGAAGUGUGAAACGUAACCUCUGCACAGUUAUUGCAUGCAAUUUAUUGAGGAUUUUGCUGUUUGGCGUUAUGCAGUUAGAAUUACACCGCAUUCUUAUUACUCAAUACAGAAUCUUGUGGCGUUCCAAUUUAUUGUGUUCUGCCUUCUUUGUAACAAGUAGCAGAACCGAUACAGUAUGUAAGGUUAAUCAUAUGUGAUCUCACAUGUAUUUAAUAUAUGUGAGUUGGCUUCAUCCCAAUGAGAGACAACCACACCGUUCGAAAACCUCAGUUACCUGUUCAAAGUCAUUUGUUCAAGGUUUAAUUUUCCACCAGUUGGGCAUUAUUUUUAAAUGAAGUACAUCAGUAAUUAAGCAGCAGGACAGCUUUAAAAAGACAGAGUACAAGCGGCAUUGGGUUUCAGUACAGCGCGAGCUGUGGAUCCAUUUACCUGCUCAAUAAAUAAUGAGGGACUGUAGAGUUUGCGUCUCCAGCGUUUUUUUUUUAAAUCCGAGCUUGCAUCACUCUGACGAAGACUCGACUGCAGUAUUGAUACUUAGUGGAGGUUGUGCAAUGCUCUGCACAUCGUUCAGCUAGUUUGAUGUUUCAAUUCCUGAUCUAGAUUACAAACAAUAUCAAUUAUGUACAAAAUUGAUGACGCAGAGUUCCUUAUUAUUUCUUUUAAAUUAAACCUUUUUCUUUUUUAUUAUUUAAAGGUGGCCUAUAGUUACCAAAACAACUUUAACUUUAUGAAGACGUUUGGCUAUAUAGAUCAUGCAUUUGAAGUCUCACUGCUCAAUUCUCUACCAUUUAGGAGUUAAAUCACUUUUGUUUCUGUCUAUGCAGACAUAGUUACACCUCCCCUGGCUGUGACUCUGACAGGCUGCAUGAAAAACAAAAUGGUUUCAUUUUCAAUCAGAUGUUAACUUGCUUUAUAGGGUGUUUUUUUUGUUGUUUUUUUUUGGGGGGGGGACGGGGAGUAGGAGGGGGGGGGUUUAAAUCUCUUGCUCUGUAAGUUGAACUUUAUUCACACACAGGAGGCUCCUGCAAGGUCUAGUAAGCUACUAACCGUGCAGGAGAUAAGACAUUUUUACAUUAAACUGACUGUGCAAUAAAGUAUAAACAUUAGAUAUCACUUUACAGGAAGUUAUUAGGAAGGCUAUGUAAGUCACAUGCAAGGAGGUGUGACUAGGGUGCAUAAACAAAGUGAUUUUACUCCUAAAUGGCAAAGAAUUGAGCAGUGAGACUGCAGGGGAAUGAUAUAAACACCAAAACUGUUUAACCCCUUAAGGACUGGACUGUUUUUGCGAUGUUGUACAUUUGCGACCAGGCAUAUUUUUACACUUUUGUGGUGUUUGUGUUUGGCUGGAAUUUUCCGCUCUCUCAUUUACUGUUCCCAUACAAAUUAUAUAUUGUUUUUUUCAGGACAAAAGGGGCUUUCUUUACAUACCAUUAUUUAUAUAAUCUCAUGUAUUUUAAUUUUAAAAAAAUUAAAAAAUAUGAUGAAAAAUUGAAAAAAUACAUGUUUUUUGACUUUUACUUGAAAAAUCUUUUACUCAUCUACAAAAGCGAAUUAAAAAAACUGCUAAAUAGAUUCAAAAUUUUGUCCUGAGUUUAAAAAUACCCCGUGUUUACAUGCUUUUUGCUUUUUUUUGCAUGUUAUAGGGCUAUAGGUACAAGUAGAAUAUUGCGGUUUCAAAACAUAAAUUUUUAAAAUUUAUCAAUAGUGACAUUGUAACACUAUUAUCUGUCAUAAAUCUCUGAAUAACACCCCACAUGUACAUAUUUUUUUUAAAGUAGACAUCCCAGGGUAUUCAAUAUGGGGUAUGUCCAGUCUUUUUUAGUAGCCACUUAGUCGAAAACACUGGCCAAAGUAAGAAUUCAUAUUUGUUUGUGUGUGAAAAAAGUAAAAAAACUAAAUUGAACGCUAAUUUUGGCCAGUGUUUGUGACCAAGUGGUUACUAAAAAAGACUGGACAUACCCCAUUUGCAAUACUUUGGGUUGUCUUCUUUUGCAAAUGGUAUGCCAUCAUGGGGGUAAUUCUCAUUCCUGGGCUACCAUACGCUCUCAAAGGCAACGUAACCUGGCCAUUUUCAAUGUAAAAAUAUUUGACCCAUAUAUUUGACCUUGUAACUUUCAAAAAUACUAUAAAACCUGUACAUGGGGGGUACUGUUUUACUCAGGAGACUUUGCUGAACACAAAUAUUAGUGUUUAAAAACUGGAAAACGUAUAACAACGGGGGCGGAGCCGAACGCCGACCAAGAUGGCCGCGUGAGUCCCGAGCUCCGUGCAUGGCGGCGAGAACAACCGGCCCAACUUGACCACCCACCUCGAACAUCCAGGCACAAACCCCGCAGGAAACAUGUCCCACCACAAGGGAAAGGGGAAAGGCGACCGUUUGUCCUUUUUUGCCGCGAGGAACCAGCACAGGCCGUCGGCCGACCAGGUAGGCCUCCAAGAUGGCGACAAUGAUUCAGGGGAAAGUCAGGACUCAAGCCCCCCCUUACCCACUACACAAGAGGGAGAGGGAAAAGUCACCCCAGCCCUAAUACAAAACAUGCUAGAUGCCCAAUCAAACAAGCUGUUGGCACAUUUCCAAACCUCCAUAUCUGACCUGAAAAAAGAAAUUCAAGCCAUUGGAGACAGGACAGAGCACCUAGAAAAUAAAUUGGAAACCCAUGCAGCUGCACACAUCACCAUGCUCACUAAAAUUAAACAACUGGAAGCACACAUAUCCUCACAUGAUAACAAACUGGCAGACCUUGAAGACAGGUCCCGCCGGAACAAUCUGAGGCUCAGGGGCAUCCCAGAAUCUGUGGCAGUGGGGGACCUACAAGCAUUCGCCACGAACCUGUUCCAGAACCUAUGUCCUGACAUACCAGCUCAAAUGCUUCUCUUGGACCGCAUACACAGAGUGGCUAAAGCAAAAGCAGCACCGGUAUCUGCUCCCAGAGACGUGCUACUACGCGCACAUUACCACCAUAUCAAGGAAGAGAUACUCAGAGCCAGCAGAACAAACAAAUCCCUAGCUGAAGUUUACAAGGACAUUCAAAUAUUCGCUGAUAUAUCCCCAGCAACAUUAGCCACGCGGCGACUCUUCACCCCAGUGACAAACCGCCCUGAGAAAACACCAAAUCCAAUACAGAUGGGGUUUCCCCACCAAACUGUUAAUCAUACGUAAUGGACAGGCCACGGCAGUGCUCAGCCCAGAAGACGGCAUACAACUCUUAAACAAAUGGAAUAUACAGCCGGCAGAUUCACCCCAAACACUUAACACCCUACCUCCUGAGUGGAAACGGGCGAAACGUUAACCGUUGCCCACAACACCCCACUGCAAACUAUUGUUGCCGUUAACUACCAUACUUUACAGAUCUCCAAGAACUUUGAUUUCCCCCCCAGAGGUCCCCUUGUGUGACCUGACCCACCCGCGCCAUGGACCCCGCAGUCACUACAGGCAGCUACAAUCAACACCCUCGAGGCUGUGGAGAGGGCUACAGAAACAUUGAGGGGCAUCCAGGGGCAUCAUGAAGGGACUACCCCUCACCCUACGCUGUCACAUGUCAAGAUCACCUUGGGAACGAUCCCAAAAGACACUUAUCAAUACAAGCAACCACAGACCCGUCCCGGGACUACCACCAGUGAGGGGCAUCACCGAGACACCCGACAGACGUCCACUCAGGUUAAAUGGGACCGACUCAGUGACUGGAGAGAAAGGGUAGCAUAGGGUCACAGAAGUUAGUGGGAGCAGGGAGCGGGGAGGGCAAACAGUAGGCCAAACACAAGCCCCAAGCAUAGCACCCCCACCCCUACACUGGCUCCGAUCUCACAACGACCGGGGACAAAAGAUCACCUUCCACAGCCAGGGGACCUUUUAACCGCCCACUUGCAGCCAGGAACGAACCCUUAAAACUCCCCCCCAAACAACGUUAUCCCCUGACUACUCCGACGAAAUAGAGCAAAUACAUCUGAGGCGUGAGGAUCCCAACAAGGGGGAAGCCUUUACUGGAGGACCCACAUUAAGGGAAGGAGGGGAUAAACACUCACCUAGGUGGGGACGGGGAGAGGAAGUUAGAGGAGACUUAGUCAUAGAAAGCGGCCAACCAUUGCAGUAUCUUUUGGAGAUUGUUUAAGGUUAAAUCCUCAUGUUAGAGGAAACCAAUGUGUUAUAAUAUGUACCUGUUACUAAUGUUAAUUUUAUAUGUCAAGUUGAGGCUCAUACCACAUUGUCUAGAAGUGCAUAGAUCCGCCUGUACGGAGCGUGGACACCCGAACCCAUCAAGCCUAACCUCAACCCCGAAGGGAACUGGGUGACAAGCUCAGUACAGCCGAAUCCAACUCUGUUCGCCGGAGGGUGAUUAACUUUAACUCAAUGGGGGAUAGCCCCGAGUUAGUCCUGAGUGUUCGCCUAUGCGACACUCAACACGACACCUUUCCUUUUCUAGCCUUUCAUCUUCUUUUCUCCUUUCCUUUUUCUCCACAGGAGGUACGACGGACGAGGGGGGGGGGGAAUCCCACGGAUAUACGGGUAUGUUACUACACCACACUGUACACACACUAUGCGGAUAAUAUCACAUAAUGUUAAAGGGUUGAACACCCCGUCAAAACGUCAUACCCUCUACAAAGAAAUAAAACAACUGCAGGGCGACAUCAUAUGUUUGCAGGAAACACACUUCCGCAAAUCUGACCCAUGCCGCUUCGGCAUCAAACAAUUCCCAUACCAAUUCCACUCAACUUCAGACACUAAAUCCAAAGGGGUAUCCAUCCUUAUCAGCGGCCAAGUAUCUUUCUCCUUAAUCAAAAAAAUUGCUGACUCUAAGGGUCGCUUCUUAAUAAUCAUAGCUCUGAUCAACGACGUUACAUACACAAUAGGCAACAUCUACGCCCCAAAUGACCACCAAAGAGACUUCUUAACUAGAACCCUAGCCAAAAUCGACAAACUACAACAGGGUUUCCUUAUCCUAGGAGGAGAUUUCAACUGUAUCCAAGACCCUGUACUGGACUCAUCCUCCGUCAAAACCCCCACACGACUCAAAGCACUAUCGAAAUUAGCCAAACAACUAACCACACUUUUCCACUCCUACAAUCUUUACGAUGUAUGGAGGACCAAACACCCCCCAGACAGAGCAUACACAUACUACUCAUCUGUACAUAACUGUUACAGCAGAAUAGAUAGUUGUGUGCCUUUUACAUAAUACCUAACACAGGUCUUGGAAUGCGAGACUGGGAAUAUCGAAUGGUCAGACCACGCCCCGAUCAUCCUCACGAUAGCAGACAAAUUUGCCUUCAAAAACAAACCUCCUUGGCGACUCAAUGAAUCGCUUCUCCAGACCCCCCAUUUCACAGAAAACAUGCAGACGGAAAUUGACCAAUACUUUAAUGCUAAUGCAACACCCAUGAUGUCCACAGAAACACUGUGGCAAGCCCACAAAGCUGUAGUAAGAGGCCUCUUCAUAAAACAGGCUGCCCACGCAAAAAGAACCUCCCAAGCCAAACUCACAGAAUGGAGCAAAGAACUCCAACACUUAAAUACACAAAACCAAACAAAACCCACCAAACACCUUAAGAAACAGAUACUGCAGCUCCAAUCCAAAAUCCAAGAGGUACACCUGCACCGCACCAGCUUCAUGCUGAAAAAACUGAAACUUACCCACUACACUCAGGGCAAUAGAGCCGGAAAACUAUUAGCCUCCACACUGAAAGAACAACAGACUCGCUCCCGGAUACCACAUUUACACUCUGACACAAUUGGUAAGAUACUCUCCCCAGGAGACAUUAGUAACGAAUUCGCCUCCUUUUACACCCAGCUCUAUAACAUCCGGAACGACCAGGACCAACACCACGCCACUACCGAGGAAUCCACUACAUACCUAGACCACAUUAACACUACCACGUUGUCAGCAGACCAAAGGGAAUCACUGGCCAAACCAAUAACCGCAGAAGAAAUUGAGCAGGUUAUACAGAAUCUCCCAGCCAACAAAACACCAGGCCCUGACGGACUGUCUAACAUUUACUACAAAAAAUUCCGUAAAAGCCUGACCCCCCACUUGCUAAAAUUAUUUAACGAUGCAGUUCUCAGCUCCAAAUUACCUCAAGACAUGCUAGCGGCGACAAUAAUCACCCUGCCAAAACCAGGCAAACUCCCCACGCACUGUAAAAACUUCAGGCCCAUAUCCCUACUUAACUCAGAUGCCAAGAUAUUCGCCAAAAUAAUAGCCAACAGAAUGUCAGACGCUCUUACGACACUUAUCCACUCAGACCAAUCUGGCUUCGUAAAGGGGAGACAAGGCACAGAUAACACUAGGAGAGUACUUGACAUCAUGCACUCCAUGCAAAGACAACACACAAAAGGGAUUCUAGUAUCCCUUGACGCCGAAAAGGCAUUUGACCGCCUUAGCUGGAACUUCCUCGAAGCAGUGCUGAAAAAAUAUGACUUCCCAGACGAAUUCCUAUCCGCAGUUAGGGCACUGUAUAAUGUACCCACAGCGAAAGUACUAUACGGAGGCUUUCUCUCAGACUCCUUCACCAUCACCAAUGGGACGCGGCAGGGGUGUCCUCUGUCACCCCUGCUGUACGUCCUGGCCCUCGAACCACUCGCGACCCGAAUUAGGGCCCACCCUGACAUACAGGGAGUUCACAUAGGAAGUACUGAACACAAACUCAGUCUAUUCGCUGACGAUGUUCUCCUCACCAUCACACAACCAGACACCUCCAUCAAAGCACUCACAGAGGUUUUGAAAGAAUACAGCAGGCACUCAUACUACAAGUUAAACGAGGCCAAAACACAAGCCAUGACAAUUAACCUAGACCACAAGACGACACACAACCUCAAAACGCACUACAAUUUUGACUGGAGAAAUGACCAUGUGGUUUAUCUGGGAAUAAAACUAACAAAAAACCCGCUAAACCUAAUCAAAGCCAAUUACCUUAAAAUAGCCUCCGACAUCCGCACAAAACUGGACAAUUGGAAAGGUAAAUUUCUGUCCUGGCUGGGCCGCAUAGCGGCCUUUAAAAUGAUGCUGCUCCCGAAGCUGCAGUUCUUGUUCCGAUCCAUACCAGUGGAAGUCCCGAAGACAUACUUUAUCCAAUUGCAAAGACACAUAGACAGGUUUAUUAAUGACAGACGCAAAUCCCGCAUCCCAAAGGCCACAGCCACUAGAAAACUAGGAGAAGGGGGAAUAGGCAGACCAGACAUCCUAGCUUACUACAUAGCCACAAUACUCAGCCACACCAUCGCGGCACAAGAUACAAAAUACCAACCACCUUGGGUGGAGAUUGAGUCCUACUGGUCCCUAGCAGAAGGGAUCGCCUGUCUAUUCUGGAUACCUAAACCCCUGAGACCACAAAUGCACAACAUGCUACCCACCACGGCCCUAAUGCUAAAGACAUGGGACAAUAAAAAAGACAUGUUCUCCUCCUGGAGCCCAAUAUCGUUGGCUACCCCAAUCAAAUGUUUCAAAUACUACAUUCCCACCUUCGACAGCAGGGGAUGGGAGGGCAAGGGAACAGUCUUUCUACACCAAGCAUGGAGCGGGGAGAACUUGAUCCCUUUCCCCCAACUCAACCUGCCGCUGAGCACACCCCAAAUAAGUGGCCUGUCAUACCUACAGCUACAAUCCCUACUAAGAACCACCAACCAAACGAAACCCCUCCACCCACCCACAAUACAAAACAUGACCAAUAUAGAAAAAAUGUGCGCAGGGCUACUACCAAAGAAAAAGGUCAUAACAACCUGCUAUGAGGCAAUUUUGAAAGACGAUAAACGACCAAAGCCUAAAUACACCACAGACUGGGAGGUAGACAUAGGACGUAAAAUACCUGACGCCGCCUGGUCGGGAGCCUUUAAGAUACACAAAAAAUACACAAAAUGCAACUCCCACGUAGAAUUAAUAAGGAAAAUAGCCACCAGAUGGUACCUAACACCAGCGAAGCUAGCACACAUGUUCCCAAACACCUCUGACAAAUGCUGGAGAUGCAACACUGACAAGGGAACAAUGCUACACAUCUGGUGGGAUUGCCCAUUAAUCAAACCCUUCUGGGCGGAGAUCGCCAAGCUAAUGGGGGAAGUACUACACAAACCAAUACGGGAAUCAGUGGAAUUCUUCCUACUGUUCAUAUUCCCCGACCUCAUCUCAAGACAACAAGGGACUCUGGCAUUCCACAUACUGAUAGCAGCGAACUUGCUUAUAGCUAGGAAGUGGAAAUCCACCACUGCCCCCCCCAUAGGCGAAGUGAUACAACAGGUAUCUCUCAAUGGCCAGUACGAAAAAAUGGCCCAUGAGAGCUCUGAUAGACGCAAUAAAAUUCUAGACACAUGGGAAAAAUGGAAUGAAUGGGUGGAAGGGAAAAACCUUAGGGAUGCGGCACAGGAGGCAACAACCUGGCGGCAAAGGGGUACUGUACCCACACCACUUGAAAAGCAGAACCCAUAGGGACCACCACCUCCGUCCACUCUCCCCCCCCCCACCAACCUAGAAGACCCACGAUGAUAUCACUCGUGCCUAAAACUAACCCUCCUCUCGCUACUCCUUUGCUAGUUUCCUUUCUCUCUCUCUCUCUCCUCUCUAUAGGAGUCCUCACACCCAGCCCUAAGCUGGAACUUCCUUAAAACUCCUGGGGUCCACACAGUCGGACACAACACAGAUUACCAAAGGCACAUAAAGAUGAUGCUACCGCAGUCUUUAGAGACCUUAUAGGUACGGAAAGACAAACGAGAUAAGGGGCCAGCUACAGACAAACUACAAAUUUAAUGAGGCACGGAGUAAACUAGCUGGCGGCCCACAGAAAGCAAUGACCAUGCAUAUACAAUUGUAUAACUAUAUAAUAAUGUAACGUUAAGAUAAAGAAUGCACGCAACCAAUGUAACAAAACAUAGUGCUGAUACACUGUUCGAUUGUACUAACUAAUGUGUCUUGUGCCUGUUUGGAUUUCCGGAAUAAAAAAGAAAUAAAGAAUAAAAAAAAAAAAAACGUAUAACAACAAUUAUAUCAUCAGUAAAAGUGCUGUUUGUGUGUGAAAAAUGCAAAAAAAGUCACUUUCACUGACAAUAUCAUCGCUGUGAUAUGUUUUACUGUUUUGAAUCACUAAUAUUUGUGUUCAGCGAAGUCUCCCGAGUAAAACAGUACCCCCCAUGUACAGGUUUUAGGGUGUCGUAGAACGUUACAGGGUAAAAUACAGUGCUAGCAAAUUCAAUUCUCUGGAAUUUCGGCCUGGGUUGGCAGGCAGGUCCCUUAAAUUGCAAUCAAUAAAAUUACUGAAUUAUGUAAAACUAUUACAUAAAUACGCACGUAGAAUUUAAAUAUAUAUGCAUAUUUAUAUAUUUGAAGUCUAUGUGUAUAUUUAUAUAAUUAUUUAUGUAAUUUUGUAUAUGGACAUAUGUAUAUUUCUUAUUAUUUUUAUUUAUUUUUAUAUACAUAGAUAUAUAUACAAAUUCAUUCUAAGUGUAUUUUGAUAUAAAUAUAUAUAUAUUAAUUUUAAAAUACAGUUAGAAUAAAAUUUCAUAUAGAUAUAUAAUUUUUUUAAAAUUUUUUAUUAUUUUAAUUUUUUUUUAUUUAAUUUAAAUUACUUAUUAUUUAUAUUUUAUAAUAUAUAUAUACAAUAUAUGUAGUUAUUAUAUAUUAUAUAUAUACGUGUGUAAUUUAAUUAUAAGUGUAUUUUUAUAUUAAUAUAAGUACAUAUUAAUAUAAAAAUACACUUAGUAUGGCAUUAUAUAUGAUAUAUAGACAUAUAUUAUAUAGAUAUAUUAUAUGUCUAUAUAUCAUAUAUACACAUAUAUAAUUAUUAUUAUUUUUUUUAUUACCAUUAACUUUAUAUUUAUUUUUGAUUUUACACUAGCAGGGAGACUGCCUGUCAGCACAGACAGUCCCCCUGCAGGCAGAUACUAGGACACCUAUUGUGACCAUGUGAUUGCUGUGUUAAGCGAUCACAUGGCCACAGGGGUCCUAAUCUGCCGUGGGGAGACUGUCUGGGCUGCAGGCAGUCUCCCCACAACGGGAGCAACGCUGAUCGCCGCCGGGGGAACGACGGCGAUCAGGUAAGUACCCCCAGACCGUUAGGACGGUUCAGGACCGUCAUCGGUCCUCAAGGCAAAAAUGCCGAUGACGGUCCUGAACCGUCCUCGGUCGCUAAGGGGUUAAUUAAGCUAAAGUUGUUUUGGUGACUAUAGUAAUGCAUUAUAGCCUCUUUGUAUCAUUUUGUAAUGCAUGCAUGCAGUUUUUGGUGUUUCUAAGUUUUCCAGGAUUACCCAUAAGCCUUUGGGGGGCAAACGUCUUUAAGCUUGUUUAAGUCCGAAGUACUGCUCAAUCUGACUAACUGCAUUUACAAAUCCUGUCCUGUUCAAAAUCGAAGUCUGAGAAGGUUUCAGAUUGUGCAUGCUCUCCACAAAUUAAAAGUGCUACUAAGCAAAAAGGACUUAAAGGGUUAUUCAAAACCUUUUGUGUAAUAUGCCCUAUUGUGCCUAUUGAUAAUGCCCCCCACCACCCGCUCAGUUUGUACUUAAACAUGCAUAAAAAGCUUAUUUACCUGGAAAACAUUCCUGGGUUAGGCUCCCGGGGCUGGCAUCCACGCACCCACCAAUGUCACAGGGGUCUUGGGGCGGCCCAAUCCCAGACUUCUCAUAAAGAUUGUGAUUGGACCAUUUUGCUGGCUCGGAAUGCUUUCACAUGCUCUGGGUUUGCUAGAGGACGGAGUGAGCAGAAGAAGGUUUUUGAAACAACUUGAUCGGAGGGAGACGGGAGAGAGCGUAAUAUGGGAAGGAAGAGAAUGCCGCUGACUUAAAAAAUAAUAAAUAAUAAUAAUAAUCUUGUUUGAUUUUUUUAUUUAUUUUUUUUUUUAAUGUAAAUCCUUGACAUAUGACAUUAGACAGCCUGGAACAGAGUUCUGGGUGGCCUAAGUCACUUGUGCUGGGGAUGCAAUCCGUGCAGAUAAUUACGUAUGUGCAGUGUUGGGUCGCUCACAAGGAGUAAUGCCAGGAAAUUCACUAAAAAGUGAUUAACUUUUAUAGAUUAUUGGAAAAUCAUGCUUAAUAUCACACCCAAAGUACAAAUCGUUAAGAUAUUGAUCGCUUUCAUAAACAAAGGUUGAACUAACUUGUGCUACAAUAGUAGAAAAGCCUUUUAGUAUUGUGUGGUUGUUUUCCCUAUAUGUCCCAGCAGAAUGGGAAUAGGAAAUAUUGUUAAAUUUGAUUAUAUUUAUAUAUUUGAUAUGUUUGUGUGUAUAUAUUUUAUUUUAACAUUGUUAUUAGUGGUAUUAACCUAUAUUGGCAGCAGCUGUUAUUUGUAUCUGCUGCUAUUAAUUCUGCCCCUCUCCCUAAACUUAUAUUUUGGGAAAGUUGUUGCGUAGACACUGCUGCUCACUGUCCUAGUAUGUCUAAAAUGAGAGGUGCAAAAUCAGAAACGGCUUCUGCCCACUCUGACUGGGACAUGUGUAUCUCAGAUUAAGAUUAAAUAAACCAUAAUCUAUCUCUACCAUUAAUUUUAGCCUUUGUCCAAGUUCUUUCCCUAAUUAAAAACAAAAACAAGAUUGCAAUAUAAAAGAUACAUAAAAUAAAUCACACUAUACUGCUGGCACUCUUUUGGCCAUCUGGUGCUGGUAUUGAGGCCUACCCAUAUCCCACCUAAUUUUCUCCUAGUAAUUCAAAUAAAUACCACACUCAUGUUAUUUAUAAUUGCCUAGGUUGGUUUUCAUUGUAUAAUUGUACAAUUGAAACUAAUUUUGCCAAUUCUAAAUAAUCAGAGUGUUCUGGAGACUUGACCUUCAGUAAAAAUGUUUUAUGUUUCCAGAUCUUAAUGUCAUUAUUUCCCCCAAAAUACAUGUUUUGCUGUAUUCUAUCUUUCUAUGCUUUGCGGCAUUGUGUCGUUUUAUAAUGUUCUGAAUUAUGCCUUUCAUCGCCGGAGUUCGGGCUCCGAACUGUUAACCUUUCAAAAAAUUUUUUUACAAAAAUCAUUAGAAAUGCAUUUUCUUCACGUUACUGUCAAAGGAGGAAAAAACAAAAUGAUGACUAAAUGGCUAUUGUGUGCUGGUCUAAACUACAAUGUUAAAAGCGUUAUCAUUGAACUGAUGAGGGUUCUCAGUAAAGAGCAAUUCUAGGACUUAGUAAUCACCAUGGAAACCACUGGAAUGUUUCGACCUGUUGCUCAGAUUUGCCCCUUAAUUGUUCCCUGUGCAGAACUUGUGGUGAUUUGCACAGUUGGCAAGGACACUCAGCCAAAAACCUGCCUCAUGUGGAAUUCAGACUAUGGAACCGCGCACGCACAAAAAUACAGUAUUUUAACAUUUUACAAGGCUACUAAAACUCACCUAUCUCAGCAAACCUUUAUGGACAAUGUGUGGGAAUAUGUUGUAUUAUAUAUAUUCACAGUGCUCUUGCAUCAGAAUAAUAACAUACACUUGAGCUCAUUUAUCACUGAAAAUAUUUGAUUUGUCUUCCACGUAGAAAUUAGUGUAGGACCCAAUGAUAUUAGGGUACUGUGGGUAGUGGCGGCUUAACACGAAUAUGGCCAUAUGGUGGACCUGAAUCCCCAAAUUUUUUUGCUAAGAGAGGUGAUUUUAAGUAGCCAUGUACAUUUUAAAACUGUUUUUGUGUGGGUACUGUUCCUUAAAGGGACACUAUAGUCACCAGGACAAUUACAGCUUAUUGUAUUUGUUCUGGUGAGUGUAAUCAUUCCCUUCAGGCUUUUUGCAGUAAACACUAUAUUUUCAGAGAACAUAACUCCACUGGCCACUCCUUAGAUGGCUACUAGAGGUGCUUCCUGGGUCAGUACUGCCUAAUGUUCAGCACUGCCAUUCAGUGUCUCCACCCUCUGCAUGCAGACACUGAACUUUCCUCAUAGAGAUUCAUUGAUUCAAUUCCUCUCUGAGGAGAUGCUGAUUGGCCAUGGCUGUGUUUGGCUCGUGCUGGCUCUGAUCUGCCUUCUUGACAGUCCCAGCCAAUCCUAUGGGAAAUCAUUGUGAUCGACUCAGAGGUUCACGUCUGAUGUCAGCCAGGCAGGCAGAUCAGGGGCAGAGGCAGCAACUCCAGACUUGAAUACAAGUAAGAUUUUACUAUAUUUAGGGAAACCAGGGAAGCCAGGGGGUGCUUGAUGGUGAUUUUAGCUUUAUAGGGUCAUGGAUACAUUUUUGUGUUCCUAUAGUGUUCCUUUAAUAUGUAUUUUUGUAUUUACAGCAGUAGCACUGCUGAGAAAUGCAUGCUCCAGGUGUGCUUCAAAUACCCUUUUUUCUAUACAUGUGUAACUCUGAAGAUUCAUUAAUUUUGAUCUCAGGGUUCCUGGUAAUUGAGUAGACUUUUCAGCUAGUAUGAUCAAACCUAAUUCCUUUAAAUAUAUGCCAAGUCUUAUUCAUUAGUCAUUCAAUAAGACUCGACAGGUAAAUCACUGACAGAUCCAAUAGUUAAGGAAAAUAAUUUCUGUAGAAGUCACUUGACUAGAAAGACCAGAACCGCCAAAUUCACAGAAUUCCUUCUAAUAAACAUCUAGGACAGGAGAGGCAACCUUCACUCCACAUGUCCACAACAUCUCUGUGCCAAAGGUUGCCUGUUCCCUAAUCACAUUCCUUUCUGCCCUGUAGGGAAUUAAAUGGACUGCGUUUAUCAUUCCUUGGUGCGUGUCUUUCUCUCACCUUCUCGUUAUAUUUAUUUACCAUUUAAGGGCCCUGCCUGGAAGUUUUCUCAGCUGUCUACUUCGAAGACUCGAAACUCUAAGAAAUGCUGCUGUACACACCAUAGUGGGGGCUUUUUUGUCCUAAAUGCCAUUUUUCGGACUCCUGUUAUUAUCUUUGAUACUGAUGACAUUUCAAAAAGUUUUAUUACGUAAAGCAAAAUAAAAUAAAAUAAUCUGCUAAAAAUGUAUUUUCCUUGAAGUCAUAUCAUACAUUUUUAUGAAUUCACUGAAAAGGCAUGGCUAUGGGCACAAUCUCUUGUGAAACUGUUUUCAGUUUAACAAAACCAGAAUCUGGAGAACUCAAAGUCCACUUGUUAUCUUGCCAUGUUGCAGUAAAGAAAUCUCACUUUGUGGAGAAUUUCUGACUGCUCUAUAAAGAUGCAGAUUUUUGGUCUUCUUUGAUUUUGAGUUAAGUAAUUGUGGCAAUGUUGGGUUAGCUUUGCUUUGAUCAAAUCUGGCCCAAUGCACAUUUCUCGGAUAUUACAUUUUGUGUUCUUUGUAUAUUUUGGUGUAUUUGUCCCCAAACUUGCAAAAUCUCUAGAAAGACAUUGAUUAUGGCGUGGAUGUACAUUGUGUUUAACAUAUGGCUUCUCUAUAGUUAAACCUUCACCCUAUCAAUGCCUUCAUGAUGGAAUAAUAAGCCCCACAGACAUAUCCUGUCUGGACCUCUACCUGCCAUUCACACAAUGCUUACAUCUCCAGCUACUGCGUGUGCUAAUUACCUCCUCAUGUGUGUAAAGGGCACCAUAUGUUGUAUAUGCAUGAUAAAGCAUUGGUGUCAGGCUCAGCCGGCUGGCUGAUAACUGGGGGCAAGAGUCAAUGGAUUAGAAAAUCCAGACUGCAGAGCAUUUUAAAUGUUUGGAACGCCAGGAACCUGGCAGGAAAUAUUAACACGGACCAGGUUUGUACAGCUGGGACAAGGUAUUCUAUACAUUUAUCGUGCUGGGUCAGAGUCUAUAUUUACAUUUAAAUAAACAUUACGGAAUGUUCCCAUCUGCACAGUUCUGCACCUAGACGUAUAAGCAAACCUAACCAGCAUCCCCCAAAAUUACAGUUUAGAUACCUCUAUAAUCUUAUUAUUGUCUGCUACUGUUUAAAAAAAAUAAAUAAAAAAUACCACCAAUGGAAACUGCAGUUUUGUGAUUGCUGAUCCAUUUCUAAAUUUGUUACACUUGGAAGUACUUUAUAAACUCUGUUCCGUCCUCAAGUGAAGUCCUUCUCCCCUCUUGACCAAUUACCUCAUGCUAGACUGUAAUAAACGUGAACAGACUUUGUCCAUCUUUGCAAAUACAGUGGAAAUGAUGUGCCUAGGUGGCAGCUCUUCUGUCUCUUCUAGAUUGUGGGUUUUAAUUUAUAUUUUCAGGGUCAUAGACCGGAUUUACGUAUGCAUCUCGUGAUCUGUGUACCUUCUUUAUUAGAGGAGGAAGAUCUGGAGAAAAUGCAAACAAAUAACUUUUUUUUUUUUUUUUUAAAUCCCAUUCUCCCCCAUUCAGCAGUAGGUUAUGAGAGCUUUGUCAAUAAGCUUGCACUUUAGAGAAGUCCUCACUAUUUAAUCAUUUAGAAAUGGGUGGUUUUCCAUCUGCCCUCUAGUGGGAUAUGGAGAAAGCAUUAAAGAUUGGCCGAGUGCUGAUCUGUGACUAAUCCCUUGUUCAUUUGUCACUUAACACUCCAGGAACCUCUGAACAUUUUGCAUCUCUCACCUCUGAGCUUUUAUCAGACAUUUCGAGGAGGGGGGCCGGGGUCUUUAAUUUAACAGCUGUAUUAUAGUAAUAUAUUACUACUUUUCAAAGCCAGUGCAUGGGUUAUGCGGAUACUUUAUUUACAGGCCUUCAUUUCUUCCUGAUUAUGUGAGUAGACUUGUUAAUGGUUAUAAAUUAAGAUUCCUUUUUAUCUAUUUUUGAUUUAAAAUACCAACCCAGUUUAUCCACAAAAUCUAUCCCCUGUGGAUUUAUUAAUAUUUUAUACAUUUUGGAACAUGUCAGUCCAUUCUAUUUAUUUCUGUCGACCUUUUCGUUGGAAUUAAUCUUAUUUUCCUCCUUGAUUACUUUGAUAAAUCCUUUCUCCUAAAUGCUGUGCAGCUUUGAAUAUUUCUAUAAAGAUUGCAGUAUCCUGAUACACAGAUCCACCCAAGGGAUAUAUUUGUGGCUGCAUACGUGCACAGUAGGAAUUGUGGGCAAGGACAGUGCCUUCUACUGGUAGAAUGUCUGUCUGUGCUGCUGAUUAGGACUCCCAACGAUGUCGCAAGCAGAGCAGUAAAGCCCAGAAAGGUCAAAAUUAACAAAACAAAAAACGCUAAAUCAUGUUUAAUUUACACAUUUGCUAGUAACUUUGUUAGCGCAAUGUAAAGUCGUUUACCCUGCCAUUUAGGCUGAGAGGUUAAAUCUCCAAUUAGAUUAUAAAUUUACGCCUGAGGGUAGGCAGUCAUAAUGUCAGAGGACAGUGAAAUAUAAGCGCAAAUAAAAAUACAUUGUUGAAGUCUUGUACUCAAACUCCUAUCACUUCAGGGCAUUUGCACUGUCUACAGCACUUGACAGUGUUUGUGGGAAAGCAUGUAUUUCUCAUGAUGAGAUUAGAUUAUAAUUCUGGAUUGCAAAGUAGAUAUGGAAGUCAUGUAGUAGAAUGAUGAGAAAUCUUCGAAACAAAGACUAAAAGGGUAGUUUUUGGUUGUGAUGCGCUUCAUGGCAGAGCUUGUUUUGUCCCUUUUAGUCCAGCUGUGUGUGUUUACACUCCUUGCCCAGAUCCCAAUCAGUUUAUUCUACAUUCUUCAGAAAUGAUACAUGCUGGCAUUAGUCCUUAUGAUAUACUCGCUAAACCAGCAGGUAUUAAAAAUCCUGGAAAAAAUGAUUCAGCCCAUUUAUUUUACCAGUUUAGGACCUAAACGGGGCUAUUCCCUGUCUGUUUUUCACAAUUCUAUUUUGCAAAUAAACUAAAUCCCAUGUCCAGCAUCUAAAUUUGAGAUUCCCUCCUGCAUUCAAUAGACCAAUAGACGGGUAGUGCAUUUCUCCAUGUAUACAUAGUUUGAUUUAAAUAUCUUGCGUGGUUUGGAAUAAUAACGAACCGAUCAAGAAUCUGGAAAUGUGUUUAAAAAAAAAAAAAAAAGGAAAAUAAAUAAAAUGAAUAAAUUAAUUUUAUGUAUUUUUUUUUUUUUAGUAUUACAAAGUUCUAGUCGGGGGUUUUGUGAAGUUCUGCGUGUGUAGUUCAGUUGGCGGUUGUUCUGUACUUGCUGUAAGGAGUUCAGAACAUUAAACACUUGACCUUGUCCUUUUGACCGUAGGAGUUGUAGCAGCAGACUGAAACUGUAUCACAUAUUCGUGAGGAGGAAAAUCUAUUGUACAGACUUCAAACCAGGCUUUUUAUAACCGAGUUCCUGUAAUGAACUAUAGAUUUUUAUAUGUUUUACACUCUCUUCGGGUUUCCGAUUCCGCCUGUGUAUUUCUCAUGUGCGUCUGACCUGGUCGCAUGGUGCUAAUUUCGUGGAUGAAUGUUAUUGGCAUUCUUUUUGAAGUUCCUAACUCUAUGAUUUUGUUAUUGAUGUUAUUCAAAAAGAGAUCUGAAGCUCCGUAUGGGGUCAGGGUUAAUAUAUAAAUAAAUUCUCAUGAAGUCUCUAGGACGGAUCCCUGUUCUGCUUGUAUUUUACCGCUCUGAAAGCUGGUUCAUUAAUCAGGGUAUUCUAGGUAAGGUCACUCUAGUUAAUGUGUUGUGUGCGUCUUCAAAAAACAGAAACAAAGGUGUCAAUAGGUCUGGGAGAGACCUGAAUGGAUUUCUUGUCUGGAAUUCAUCUUAUGUGCCAUAAUACUAUCUAUUACACUCUGUGCCGUAGUCUCGCCUUCCUCUCUCCUGCCCUUUCUUUCUGAAUCAUAAUGUCCCCAAAAGGUUCUCAUUUUGUCCUUUGCGUCAUCAUACUCUAUCACCUUUCUCCUCUUGCCUACUGUGCUAAAAUAACUCCCUCAACCUUUCUCCUUCCUUACUCUCUGCCAUAAUUACUUUUCACUUAAAUUUUUCUGUUUUCUGUGCAAAUAUAACCUUUUCACGUAUCUCUAUAUUCUGUGCCAUAAUGCCUUUUGAACUUGUUUUUCCGUUCCUUGUGACCUGAUACCUCCUGAUCUUAACCUGGCUGCUAUUUGCUCAUCUUAUGCGGAUGCGACGUGCCAUUGUUUGCGUGUACUGUAUAACAUUCCGAGGUCAUUGAAUGGUAAUACUAUAUAUAUUCUGAUCAUGCAGCUGGCAUUAUCAGAGUUGCGUGAUCUUGCUUCUGCAGAUAAUGUUGCCACGGAAACAAACUAUUUGCUUUGACAAUCGGGAAAUCUUUGUAAGAUCACAGCAACAGGUUUUUGGCCUUAUCUCAUUUGAAAGGGCAUGAUGGCAGUGAAUUGGUUAGUUGAGGACAUCAUGGUAUAACAAUUGUAAUCUAAUUAUCCCCAGCACUUGCGAGUUACAGAAUUGUUAUCAAUGCUACUGAAGCUGCACUGAAUAUAAAAUGAUAGCUACAUGAAGAUCUUACCAGAUUGCAUAGAUAUCUUGAAUUUACACGACCCUAUAUUCAUUAGCAAGCUUGGAAUUAUUGAAGGGCAAUUUGUAACAUACAAUAAAGUACGCCAUUGAGUAACUAUUAACUGAAUAUUGACUUUGAAUUGAUCCCAUAAAAAAAAUGCCUUAGUCAGUUCAGUUUCUGGCAUGCGCCAGUCCACCAAAUCUCAGAGUACCAGAUCCAGUCCUCGGUUUUAGGUAUAAUCACACCGGGCCGCUAAAGUAAAAUUCUCUGACCGUGAGACUCUCAUCGAAUUGAUCAGCCUGAUUAACUUAUAAUUUAUAUUAUUGUGUCAAAGCAAGGUUUCCCUGGGUCCCUGCAGUGUGGCCCUCUCUCUUGUUACACUUCCGCAUUGGCAUUAUCAAUUUUACCCAGAGAUUAGUGGAAAUUAUACUCUUAAAUAGUUACAUUAUUUCAGCGUGGGAGAGGGCUGAUUUUAAAAUGGUGUCAGCUGCCUCAUAUGAGCUGCAUAACUCACACUAAUCUUAGGCAGCCUGGGGUGUCUGACCCAGUAAAACCCUGAGGUUAAAGUCAACUUAACACCAACAGUAAAAAAUGAUAUUAUCUAUGAUCGGAAAAAAAAUCCAAAUAGUACUUGCACUCAGUCAAAACAAAAGUUGCAGUUAUCUGGGUCACCUCUAAAGACCCUAAAUCACAAAAUACAAAACCACCAAAUGAUACCACAGUCAAGAAAGUGUAUAUGAAUAUAAAUUUAUUGCCACAACUAAAUAAAAUUGGAAAUAGUACUCAUCUAUCCUGUGUAAACACAGCAAAGUUAUGAUGAUAGUCCUAUUCAAUGGUUUGCCCACCACUAUAAAAUAUAUUCUUAUCAGAAGAUAAUAGGCAGGCAGUAUUGUAUAUAUUUUGUAUAUAUGUUGUAUAUAUUUUGUUUUGUGUUGCACUCUAGACUGAUUGUAUCGGUAUAUCUAGCACUGUACCUUCUUUCUUGUACUUGAGCUGUGUAUAGGUAGACAACAUGUUUUGGUGAUCUGACAUUAAAGGACCACUAUAGGCACCCAGACUACUUCAGCUUAAUGAAGUGGUCUGGGUGCCAGGUCCAGCUAGGAUUAACCCUUUUUUCUGUAAACGUUGCAGUUUCAGAGAAACUGCUAUGUUUAUAUUAGGGUUAAUCCAGCCUCUAGUGGCUGUCUCAUUGACAGCCGCUAGAGGGCUUCCGCGCUUUUCACUGUGAUUUUCACAGUGAGAAGACGCCAGCGUCCAUAGGAAAGCAUUGAUAAUGCUUUCCUAUGGACUGGAUGAAUGCGCGUGCGGCUCCUGCUGCGCAUGCGCAUUCAGCUGAUGACGGAAGAAGAGGGAGGAGAGGAGGAGGAGGAGAGCUCCCUGCCCGGCGCUGGUGAAAGAGGUAAGUUUAACACCUUCCUCCCACUAGAGCCCGGCGCAAGGGGGACCCUGAGGGUGGGGGCACCCUCAGGGCAAUAUAGUGCCAGGAAGACUAGUAUGUUUUCCUGGCACUAUAGUGGUCCUUUAAGUGUUUUAUACUCUGUCUCUACACUUUUUUUUAUAGUAGUGGGCAAACCAUUGAAUAAGACCUUUGGUGUCUUUACACAGGAUAGAUGAGUACUAUUUCCAAUUUUAUGAAGUUGUGGCAAUAAAUUUAUAUUCAUAUACACUUUCUUUCUUGAGUGCAGUAUCAUUUGGUUUGGUAUUGUCUAUGAAAUAUUAUUCUAUGUACUACUUGCGUAGUAUUUUACUUUCCCUUUAUUAACCAUGUAAAGAUACAAUUAUAAAGUUUUUGCAGACACAUUUUUGUUUGUGGCUGGUGUCUGCUUUUGUUGAUGUUACAAGAAGCCAUUUAUAUACAUUUGAUAGUUUAUUUUAUCUCUUUUUUUUCCCCCAGGUACUGAAACAUUUGUAAGACUGCAAUGACAAGUCUGGACAGCAGCCAUGCAGAGAAAACACACCAGGGCGCUUCCAAGCAGUCUGCACCAAAGGUGCAAGUCCAGCGAUCAGUUUCCCGAGAAACCAUCACCAUUCGCUUCUCGGCUUUUGGGAAGGAAGAGGAAGAGGAGGAGGAGGAAGAAGUAUUUAGGGAGACGCUGGAUGAGCAAAGCAUUGUAACAGCCGUGGAAGCUAAAGAGGACCUUUACUUUGAACCCGGUACGCACUUAAACCCGAGGCCUGAUACCUCUCCCAGUGUAGCUGUGAUUGAGGUGUCCUCAUUAACGCCAUGUACUGUUAAGCCAACUGUAAAUGCUGGUGAAGUCAUUGAACCUUCUCCUGCACCCAACACAGUCAGUGCUGUGCCAUUGUCAUCGUCAUCAUCAUCAUCUGUCUCUCGGACGUGUCCUGAAGACAAUACUGCCAAUGUUUAUCCUCCCGAAGAACACAAAACAUCAAUAUUUUCAUCACCAUCCAAAGUUAAUGCUUUGUCCUCUACAACAUCUGCUCCAUCUAUUUCUAGUUCAAAGCCCUUCCUUAGCCUGGUGAAAUCCCUUUCUACAGAGGUAGAGCCAAAAGAACCGACCCCACCAGCCAGGCAUCGCCACUUAAUGAAAUCCCUUGUCAAAUCUUUAUCAACAGACACUUCUAAGCAGGACUCUGAGCCAUCAAAGCCACCAGAUUCCAAAUUAAACCUGCAUUUGUUUAAGCAGUUUACACAGCCUCGAGUUACUGGUGGAGAUUCCAAAACUGCCCCUUCGUCACCCAUUACCUCUCCAUCAGAUGGCCGCUCCUUUUUCAGGGUCACUGAGGUGGAGGCUAGAAUUGAAGACACUAAAAGGCGUUUUUCAGAAGUAAUUUAUGAACCAUUCCAACUUCUGAGCAAGAUUAUGGGAGAUGAUUCAUCAAGCUACAGGCCCAAAGCCUUAUCUUCGAGUGCUUCGGAGCUCUCUAACAUUUCCAGUUUGAAUGGUCAACUUGAAAGCAAUAACAACUACAGCAUCAAGGAGGAAGAAGGGGAUUCAGAGGCUGAUUGUUCUUCUGGGAAUGCAACACUUGGAAAGGAUGAGAAGAUUGGAGAACACAUGAAGGAUCUGGAUUCUAGAACACACGUGCAGACAAAAGAUGCAACUAUACGAAUGUCUGCUCUGGAGUUGGAGAAGUGUUCUUUGUCUGCGUUGGCUAGCCGAGAAGACGAAGAGUUUACUGAACUGUAUGCUGAAGACUUUGAACUUGAUGAAGUAACUGAAGGAGAUCAUGUUUUAUAUGAAGGAGAGGCUCAGGGCAGGAACGAGGCUCUGUCUGAAGAUGAAGUAGAUAGUCAUGUGGAAGGUUCUCAUAUUCCUGUUAAAACUUUGUGCUUUCUUGUUUUCGUGGUAUACGGUUACUUUCUGUUACCCCUCCCGAGCUAUGUUGAUGGACUCUGUCUGGGGAUUGCAUUUGGUUUCAUGGCUGCGAUUGGUAUAAUUUGGCUAUUUUCAUCUCCACGUGCUCACUAUUGUAAAUUUCACUCAAAUCAGGAGCAGCUGAGAGUCGAACCUUUGCAGAUUGACGAGCCGGAGAUAAUGAAGGUAAAUUUGUAUGCAUUUUUUGUAAAAGGAAUUCACUAACCCUGUAAACUCAAAUCUGAUUGUCACAUUUAAAGGGACACGCCAGGCACCCAGACCACUUCUGCCCAUUGGAGUGGUCUGGGUGCCAACUCCCACUACCCUUAACCCUGCAAGUGUAAUUAUUGCCGUUUUCAUAAACUGCAAUAAUUACCUUGCAGGGUUAACUCCUCCUCUAGUGGCUGUCUACUAGAAAGCCACUAGAGAGGGCACUUCCUGGUCUAUAGCACAGGUUCACGCUGUGUGAGGACCUCCAGCGUCGCUAAAAUCCCCAUAGGAAAGCAUUUUCAAUGCUUUCCUAUAGAGAGGUCUAAUGCGCCUGCGCGGCAUUGGUCAGUCUCCCCCGCUGGCAGACGUGAUGAAGGGGAGGAGCGUGAGCGGAGGAAGAAGCAGCGAUGUGGGACAUGUCGCUGCCUCUGGUAAGUCACUGAAGGGGUUUUCACUCCUUCAGCAACCGGGGAUGGGAGGUGGGAGGGAGAGGGGACCUGCAGUGCCAGGAAAACUGAUUGUUUUCCUGGCACUGGAGAGUCCCUUUAAAUGUGUUUUAUUGCAACUAUGAAGAUAAAACAGAUAAUCCAGGAUCAGAGUGCAGUGCCACAAACCUUUUUAUAAUGCUGUCUUGCCUAUUUUUUUUUUUAUUUUGUUGCUACAACAUCAAAGAUGAAAUGUUCUUUGUCCUAAACCAGGCCUGCACAACUUGUGACCUCCCAGAUGUUUUGAACUACUACUUCCUUGAUCCCAUGGCUAUCAGCCAUGAUUUCCUGGUUAUCUGUUUCAUUCAAAAAAACAUGGGUGUUGGCUAUCUGUUUCAUUAAAUGAAUAAUGUGCACUAGCUAUCCGUUUUUUAUUCAAAGAAUCAUGGGCAUUGUAGUUCAAAAACAUCUGGGGGGCCGCAGGUUAUGCAGGCCUGCCCUAAAUGUUCCCUUUCAGUCAUGGCAGCAGGGGUGCGCUGCUUGAUGAUGGUCAACAACAUGCUCCCAAGAUGGCCACAUAUGCAUAAACUCUUCCCAUGAUUCCAUGUAUGCCUUUGGACAUAAUUGAUGUUGGACAGUGUCAGAGCAACCUUGUAUUUGCUAAAAAUUGAGUUAAGAAAUAGCAGAACUAAUUGCUAACUAUUAUUUGGGUAUUAGAUUGUGGAAUUUUUCUUCAUGUGACAGUUCCUCUUUUAUGGGAAUAUCUUUAAAAAAAACAAUCUGAUAAGUUGAUGCUGAGAACCUUCCUCUGCCAGAUGACCCUGCUGAUGUAGGCUUGUGAGAUUUCAACAAAGGACUUUUCUAGGGAAAGGCUGUGCAACGGGAGGAGGAGUUAUUUUUGGAAGGAGCAGAGUACUUGUAGAAUAGGAGAAGGAAGGAGCAGAGUCCUUGUAGAAUAGGAGAAGGAAGGGGCAGAGUCCUUGUAGAAUAGGAGAAGGAAGGAGCAGAGUCCUUGUAGAAUAGGAGAAGGAAGGAGCAGAGUCCUUGUAGAAUAGGAGAAGGAAGGAGCAGAGCCCUUGAAGAAUAGGAGAAGGAAGGAGCAGAGCCCUUGAAGAAUAGGAGAAGGAAGGAGCAGAGCCCUUGAAGAAUAGGAGAAGGAAGGAGCAGAGCCCUUGAAGAAUAGGAGAAGGAAGGAAAAUAAAAAAUAUAGGAAGGACAGAAUUGUUGUUGGCUAAUAAUAAGUGCUAUACCUAGCUCAGCCUUCCUGCUGGGCAUUGCUAUAAGGAAGGUAAAAGAAAAGAAUAAAGGAAAAGGAGAUUUAUAAAUAAAGAAAAAAAGGAAAAAAAUAAGAAGGGGGGGAAUUGAGAAGGGAGAGACGGGGAGCUGAUGCACAGACGAGAAAUCAUUUUAUGCGCAAACAGAGAAAUCGUCUAAAUAUCACCGAAAGAGGAGACCUUCGUUUGUUCCUUACAAAAAUCGAACCAGAUAUUAAAUAUUUAGUUUCGCAGCAUCAGCCUCAAGGAUCUCAUUAAUCAGUAGUAAGGGUAAUUUAAAUUUUCUUUGCUUUCUCAUUAAACUUUAUAAAGUUAAAAACAUUGUAACCAUGCAUAAAGUAGAAUUAUAAAGAUUGAUGUAAGUACAGAUUUUUUUUUUUCUUCAACACCCUCCUUUCUAAAAUAUAUUCUGCACUUGCGGUAAAAAAACAAAUCGGAAACUGGUGGGCAGUAAGUAAAUAUUUCCAUCAAGAAAGAUGCAUAAGUGGGUGGUAGGUAGAAAAAGGUUGACUACCCCUGGUCUAGAACCUUUCCUGGCCUGUUGCCUUAUUGUUAGAAGAGUUGGGUGGAGAACAAUUUGGGUAAAGGAUUUUGCUAUAUAAAAAAAAAUUAAACACUUUCUAUAAAGAUUUUCUAUAUGAAUUUCUAUAUGACCUACCAAGCACUCAAUAAACCCUUCUGUAACAAUCUAUUUAAUUCCCCUACUUUAACCCUUUGUGUCACUAUACCCCACUCCCUCUAGCAUGUAAGCUCAUCGAGCAGUGUCCUCAACCCCCUCUGUUCCUGUACGUCAGUGGUCUGAUCUCAAUUAUGUGUCUGUUAGUCCACCCAUUGUACAGCGCUACGGAAUUUGUUGGCGCUAUAUAACUCAUCUAAUAAUAAUAAUAAAGAUGUAAAAGUGUUUAUUUUAUUUUAUUUAAAAAAAAAAUAAUAAUAAUAAUAAAUGUGUGGAAAGAUGCAUGGAUUGAAAUUAUUAAAGCCAUGCUUAUUUUGGGGGUAGGAUUUCCUAUAAAUGAUCGAUAAAUCUAUGGAAAGGUCUCCUUACCACUGGCUUUUCUGCAUUGAAUUAGACUCCAUGCUGUCAACAGCCUCAUAAAUUGUUUUAAAUCUUUAAUUUAUGCAACAUUUUUUGAUUUUAUUCAACUUGCAAACAUUGUGUAUUUUGGUUAAAGUCCGGACCUGGUAUAUGAUGGAAAUGUAUGUGUGCAGGGUAUGGCUAAGAAGGGAAUGUCUCAGACCUGGUAUAGGAUCUUGGUUUGGCUCUGAUCUGGUACUGGGAGGAAUGGUGUAGGUAUUGGGUUUGCCCUGGAAAAGAAUAAUAGUCAGAUCUGGAAUAGGGUGAGAUGCUACAGACAGGUCUCGGUUAUAGCCAGGAAGCAGAACGUGUCUCAGACCUGGUAUAGGUUUUAAAGAAAAUUGAUUUAAUGUUCUGUCAAGUUUAAUGCUAAUUGUUCUUUAGAUCUUGGCCAAGCUUAGAGAGAACCAUAAUAGGAUAUUUUAUUUAUUUUUCUAUCCUAGUUAGCUCUUUGCUGAUUGCUGAAUCCUGAAUUUAGUUUCUAUAGCAUUAUUAGUCACUGUAACAGAUAAAUCAAGUCUUUCUAUGUGACAUACUGUUUGCAGCUGUAAGUGAUGAGAGUAAAUUUUCAUGUAGCUUGUUAUCCCCCCACACCCAAGAACUACAAUUUUUUAUGAGAAAAAAAGUUGAGCGCUAACUCUGUUGCCUAUUUUAGAGUAGCGGUUAAUUGCAAUUCUUUGAGAAUUACGUCCAGUAAUGCACUAUUCUUCAGUUUCCAUUCUGUGUAAGAUCUGAUGUCCUAUAAAUGUUAAAAUAUAUUUAUACAAUCCCAGCCUUUGCUUCAUAUGUAGUUGGGGAAUAUAUAAUAAGAAUCAAAUUCUCAGAAUUCUGCAGUGGAGAGAGGACUUAGUGAGGUUAAUUUAUUAAACUGGGAGUCCGGGAGCAAUGACUGGGGAAUUGCAUAAUUAUCCCAAACUGAGUUGUAGAAACUUUCAACCCCGGUGAAGGUUUGAGGAUUUGUUAUUUUCGGAGCUGCGACCAUUCCUUCUGAAAUCCCUAGCCGAAUUUUGGACAUGGCUUUACCAUCUUACAAUAAGUCAACCUCAUUAGUCUGACAUUUUUGCCGGGAGUCAUUCCGCUCUCCAUUAAUCUCUAAUCUUAUAUUCUGUUUAAGAUCUCCGCCGCGUAGUGUUCGAGUGAAAUCCCGAGAUGUUCAACAGUGAUGGCUACCGCAAAUGCUUUUUGAAUAAAAUUUACAAUCAUGCUUCCUGAGCAUAAUGGAAGAUGUCACUCAAAACAUCUGGGGUAUCAUGGGUCGUCAUCAAAGCUUUUGAAGAGUAGCUUUCCAGGUGACCUCGUGAGGCAUACUCUUCUCCCCUUGUAUUACCUUUGCCGCUAGCAGCAUCUCAUAUUUUAAAUGAGUGCUAAUGAGCAUGCAUGCUGCUUCCAAGAACUCCCUAAUGAUCGGGGAUUGUUCUUCAGCAUUGUACGUCAAAUGCAGUUUGUGUUCCCUACUGGUCACUGACAUUUACACAAAAGACCAUAAGGUCUGAUCGUAGCCGUGGCCUGGAUUCUUCAAAGGGAGUGUAGUGGUAAAUUUUAAUUACAGCCGGGAAAUAUUCAUACAAAGUGUUAUCGGCAUUUAUUGAAUAGGGGCUACAUUUGCUUGCAGAUCAGUUUGUCUCAUUUCAAAUCUAGGACUUCAAGUUUAAUCUAAAACGUUACGGAGUCUGUGAUAACAUGGCUUGUAAAGUGCUCUGUGUACAUAAUUAUAGCUGAUCUAACUGGCUACAGCUAUCACUACAAGUCGUGCAAACAUUAACAGACAUCAUUACAAUGUAUUUUACAGUGUGUGUCUGUCUGCCUGCCUGCCAUGAUGGAUUUAAUUUAAAUCAUGGUUUAAAAUUAAGAUUCUAUUUUAAAUUCUGAUUUUUAAACCUAAAGACUCAUUGUUGCUGGUCGUUAGUAUCUUUAAUAUUUGCGACCUGAUGUAGAUUUUGUAUUUUAGAACAAUAAUUUUUUUUAGUUUAACAGUUUCUAUCAGAUCUGCCUACCCUUCUACUUCUAUGUCCCAUGAAGAUGGGGAUGACGGGACAAUACCCCAAAAUCGGAAGGACUGGAGGGAGCAGAGGGGGGUGAGGGGGAACUAAUUUUAUUUAUUUUUUAUUUUUAUUUUUUUUAUAUACUAUUAGAAAAAUAUAGGUAAUGAUGAAAUUAUUGCAAGGUGAACUAUAUCCAAUGUAAUAAGUUAGUCACUCAUAUUUAGAGAACAACUUAAAUGGUGUUCGUUGUGUUUGUAUAGGUUGAAGAAUAACGGUGAGGUCUUUUUCUGAUCUUUGUUUUUAUAAUAUUAUUGCCGUGAAAAAGUGCUUAUGUUAUCUCUGCAGACACUAUUUCAAUUAGCUUGGAUUACUGGAAUUCAUUAACAAAAAAAACCCUAAAUAUUGCAUGAAUAUAUAAAGCCUUAUUCUACGUAACACGGUAUCUUAACUAGAAAAACUAUCUUUUUUUAUUUUGUUUUUUUUUCUCUUGUCCCCUAAAUGUGUCAUCUUUGUAAAGACUCAGUUGGGGCUGAAAAAUUGAUAACUGUAUACUCCUAUAUUUGAAUACAUUUCAAGAAGACAAAGGCUUACAGUGUGCCCCUUUUCAUAUAAAUACCUGCCUGGACUGGACACUAUAUAUAUAUAUAUAUAUAUAUAUAUAUAUAUAUAUAUAUAUCUACUGGCAAGGCCUUAAAGGAACAUUAUAGUAUCAGGGACACACACACAUGUAUUUCUGACACUAUAGUGGUAAGAUAACUAUUUAGCUUCCCAGCCUCCUCACCUUGCAAUUAAAAAGUUAUUUUACGCACCUUUUUCCCCCCACACUGUGCCAGUCUUGCUGCGGCUGGCCCUGCCUCACUCCCCAUCUGUGGCUGAGAUCAUCAAUCUUGAUGAUCUCAGCCAAUCCAAUACUUUUCCAUAGCAAAUCAUUAGAAAGCUUGCUCGGCAAAACAGCCAAUCGGCAACUCCUCAUAGAGAUGCGUUGAAUCAAUGAGGAAUGUUCUGCAUCAUUGCUGCACAGACUAGGAAGCACCUCUAGUGGCCAUCUCAUUGACUGCCAAUAGAGGGGCUGCUACUAGGCAGUAAUGUAAACACUGAAUUUUCUGUGAAAAUCCUGCAGAGACAGACUAUAGACACCAGAACAACUACAUUAAGCUAUAUAUGUUCUGGUGACUAUAGUGUCCCUUUAAGCCUUGCAGACAGGCUCCAUUAUUCAAACUUUAUCCUGGAUUUAAGUAGCAUUGUUUUAAAGUCCAGUUUUUAAACCAAAGCAGGAGUUGUUUGCCAAAAAGGGCCAGAACAAACCAUAAUGACUGUCUGGGCUCACGUCUGUGUUGAGCUGGGGAUUGUGGGUUUGUUUUAGAAACCAGAUUUCUAAGAAUUACUGUGUUCAAGGUGCACUAUACCCAAAGCCCUAAUCCUUGAAAUACCUAGAUCAGGGAUUUAAAACUCUCCCCCCGAUGCGAAUGCCCUACAACUUGCAGAAUUCUUUAAGUGCAAUAAAUGGCCAGAGAAUCAUGGGUGUUGUAGUUUAACAACAUCUGGGAGGCUGGAGUAUGUGAUAGCUGAUGUGGAUAAUUCAAAACCAUACAUUUUAAGUUAGUGUGUUUAUUCAAUAAUUGAGAAAUUGCUAAUUUUAAGCUUAUCUUAUUAAAGCUAAGAAAAAAAAUAGACUUAUUCUGCUUUUUCCCAAUCUUGGCUACUUUGGCAAAUGUGUUUCAAUUCCCUUUUACUUGUUUAGUGAAUAAACCCAGCAGUCUCUCUUAUUAUUAUUUGCAGCUGACUGUCAAGACCCCAGGCUCCCCGCUGUGCUACUAUCUCACCCGAAUAAUUGGCUUUUCCAUUUUAUGUUAACACCACGCACUUUUCACCUGCCCCCAGGGCCCAUUCUGUGAAUCCGUCAGCCAAGUGUCUGGUCACAUGAUGCCUCUUUACUUUCAAUGUCAUUAAUUUGCAAGGUUUUUAUCCCUAUGUCUGUUAGAGCCGUGUAGAGACCUAUAUGUGUUUUAGCAGCCAUUUCCUGAAGCACUCUAUAUGUAAAAUGGUUUCUACUCUGCACCAAUGAAAUUUCCAGAAGUGGCCAUUAUCAGAGCACAGUUAUGGCGCCUGCAUCUCUAAACCAGGAGAAGCUCAUCCUAUAAUAUCCAGAGUGUAGGAAUCUUAGAGCCCUCCAAAGCAGCCUGACACUGAUUCACAUGGAUGGCUAAGCAAUUAUUACGAUUAUUGAUAUAGCGGCAACGUAUUCCAUAGCGUUGUACAAUAGAAAACCAGGCAAACUUUUAAAGGGACACUUUAGUCACCAGAACCAUUACAGCUUAAUGUAGUUGUUUUGGUGUGUGAGCCUGUCCCUGCAGUAUUAGAACUGUAAACACUGCUUUUUUAGAGAAAAGGUAGUGUUUGCAUUGCUGCCUAUUAACACCUCUAGGUGCAGUCGCUCAGACGGCCAAUAGAGGUGCUUUCUGUGUCAGCGCUGCACAAUGUGAAGCACCUACUUUCAGUGUCUCCACACUCUACCAGGAGACGCUUAAUGCUCCCUAUAGAGAUGCAUUGAUUCAAUGCAUCUCUAUGAGGAGAUGCUGAUUGGCAUAGCUCAGCAUUAUGGCCCGCACAUUGAUGGUCUUGGCUAUGGAGGCGGAGCUAGGCUGGAGAGACCGCUGCGGCAUGGGAUAAAAGGGAAGUUUAAUAUCGUUUCAGAGCGAUCUGAUGGGGGCAGGAGAGCUGAACAGCUUAACACUAUAGUGCUCCUUGAAUUCUAACACGUAUGACAUAUGGGAACAGAAGGUGAAGAGCUCCCUGUCUGAAUGAGCUUACAAUCUAAAGACAUAAAAUAUAAAAUGCUACCAGAACACUGAGCACCACCAUGUGCGGAAUCGAGGUUUAUAAAUUGCAGGGUUAUUCUAGGGAACAAUGUAAGCAAUGUUUUAUACAUUUAAGUCUGUAUUUGAAUACACCUGCAAAAAUUAUUAAAUUGUGGGACAUUUUUCUACUGUUCCGGUUUGGUUACUAGAUCCUAAUCUGGAGGAAAUGCCACAAAGUAUUAUACAUGAAAACUUCACCGCCAGGCUUCCUGGAAAAUAAUCUGGGUGGGGGGCGGAGCCUGGCAGCCAUCCUGUACAGACGCCAUCUAAACUUGCUCUCUCAAAACCAGGAACAAUCGUCGAAUAUCCCCUAAACCAAGCUCCAUCAAGCCGCGAAAAGCAACCAGUGCCGAUCAGUGAUACAUACUGCAUCGAUUGAUGCCUUUUUUCCGGGCACCCAAGCGGCAAAGGCGCAAAUCUGCGGCCUACCGCGCAACGCCAAUCCAGGGCCUGGAGGCCUACCUUGACUGAAGUCUACUCGUGCACCAAGCAUCCAAUCUGAACUCUGGCACCACAGAUAUGGGCCGUCACUCACACAAACCCACGGAAGGCGCAAACACACAAGACAGAGAUAUAGGGGAGAUGUGACUUCGACCGGUGCAAGCCGAAACUGCACGCACCACGCAUCGCCCCCACCGGACAAACAUCCGAGCCUGACCACGAGGAGCCGACUACGAAAAUGACUCCCCCGGCGGAACACCCGCAGUUGCCCGACACCCAGGAUGACUAAGCCCCCACGACUAAAGGGGACCUAAAAACACUCUGGACCAACAUACAAAAGCUGCUGGCGGCCGAUGUCGCCAUGGUCAAAAAAAACAUACAAUCAGUCACCGAAAGAGUGGGAACGAUAGAGGCAGACAUUACCACCAUGCAUGACACAGUGUCCACCCUUAAGGAAUCGAUCCAAUGCCUACAGGCAGAGCAGCAUGUACUAGCCGGCCAAAUUAUGUCACUGGAGGACAAACAACGCUGGAAACAUAUCAAAAUCCGGGGCAUCUCAGCCGCAGUCACGACCGAGGAACUGCCGCAUUACAUAAGGCGGCUGCUUACAACACUGUUACCACAGACAGUCACCAAAAAAUAACCCCGGACGGGAUCUACCGAGUGACAAGCUCUACACGCUUACCACCCAGCACACCCAGGGAUGUUAUCCUGCGUCUGGCGACAAUAUCAGACAAGAUACAGAUAAUGACUGCCAUAAAAGUCAAAACACCAAUGGCCUUUGAGGGCGCUCAGCUCUCCUUCUUCCAGGAUGUCACAAAAGCCACACUGCUGAGACGAAAAACAUUCGAACCUGUGACAACAGCACUGCACAAAGCUGGCAUGGCUUACAGGUGGGGGAACACGGGCGCACUACUCGUCCAUCACAACGGGACCGCACACCAUCUCACAUCCCCAACCGGAGCGCCCAUCUUCAUGAGGGCACUGGGACUACAACCCCCACAACACACCUCCGUAACCGCGAGCCAACCGGAGAGCUGGGAACCGGAAGACCGCUACACCCAGGGACAGUCAACGGAUGAGCCAGCGGCACCUACCACCUGACCCCGCAUAGGGACUGCCAAAAUGAGGACCUGGUCCUCGUGAGAGAAGGGGUAAUCCCCCUGACCACACACUCCCGUGACUAUUUUCCCAUAUGAAUGGCACCACUGCAACUCCCCGGUUUCAUGUUGAACCGUAUGCGAGCCUCGAUGCUCCCACGCUUAAAUUUUUUCCUUGCUUAAUUUUUCUUUGACAUGUUUGUUUGUUUAUUCUGUUGCACUCUUUUGUACAUACAGUAUUGAGUUACCCACAUCUACGCGACAGCCACACACGAUAGAGAGGUAACAGGCGCUUACCGUAGAUUAAUGCCACUCCACCCACCCCCGUCAUCCCCAGGAUUAAAGGGGACAAACCAGAUGCCGCACAGGGUACAUCGCACACCGGAGCACUUUACACACUUGCCAAACUCACCUAAUGGAAAUCCACAAAGUUCCACUAGCGAGUACACACAGGCAUCCAGAACCACAUACCUGUACUAGCCUGAAUCACAAAUUUACCACCGCACACCUGGAGUAUCCCAGUGGAGUAUAACACACCCUAACAGACCAGCCACAACACUACCAACCCCGGACAUGUCACUAAACCUAUAUGCUAAAUAAAAAUGUGCUUAAAAUCUGAAAUAUGUAUGUUAAAGCUAACACAUGGAUCUGCUUAAACCCAAACUACAACAAUGUCUCGAAAUGUUUUUUUUUGUCAACAUGUUAUACCGAGCACAAAUAAAUUAAGAAUUUAAAAAAAAUAAAAUAAAUAAUAAUCUGGGUUAGGCUGUUGUAUGAAUGGUGUGGGAGAGGGUUUAGAUAAUUAACACAAUAUUCCUAGGACUUAUUUACAGUGCUAAAUGCUAAAGGUAUGCCUGAACCAUACUUCAUUCAAGCUCAGAAAUAGUUAAAGAUGACUAACUUUAGCCUCUUACCAGUAUUGUCGGUCUUUUUCAGGGAUGGAUGAAUGAAAUCCAAACAUACGACCCAGAGACUUACCAUGCCACCUUGACCCAAUCUGUAUUUGUUCGUCUGGAGGGAUCUACAUUACGUCUUUCAAAACCCAACAAAAACGUCUCUCGUAGAACCAUUUUCAAUGAACCAAAAUCAGAUGUCGUCUACAUCAGUCAGAGAAUUUAUGAUCUUGUCGACAGCAAAGUGAGUACGCGCUUCACUGUGAAAUUUCAACAAUUCACACUAGUUCGCUCAUUAGUGAAUAACCAGAUUUAAGACCUACUGUUCUUACAGGUAUUUUGAUGGUGAAUCCAUUAUUAAGUCCCGUGUCUCUAGCACCAUAAGACUUUAUUUAAAUAUGCCAUUUGUUUUUACAGGUUUAUCUUGUCCCAAAAAGUUUGGCACGCAAGCGGGUAUGGAAUAAGAAGUACCCAAUCUGCCUGGAGCUGGCGCGGCAGGAUGACUUUAUGGCCAAGGUACAGGCCGAUAAAGAUGCCACAGAAGACAAGUCUCUUGUCGAGCGGACUGAGCAACAUGUUGAAGAGAACAGAAAGUGUCCGGAUGGAAGUAAAGCCACAGGCCACCGAGAACAAGUGCUUUAUUUAUUUGGAAGGACUGGAAGGGAGAAGGAAGAGUGGUUUCGGAAAUUCCUUCUAGCUUCCAAAAUGAAAUCUGACUUAAAGAAACCAAGUGUCACAUCAAACGUGAAAUCAGGUAUUUCUUCCGGUACCAGAUCAUCUACAACGAUGGCAUGUGCUAAUCUGAGCCAAGUUUGCUAAUCUGGGCAGCCCAGCAUAGCAUUGUGAACUGGCAAUGCCCAGCACUCUGCAUUGGAACAUGUAGAUUAGAAGGCAGCACCCAGCUUCCAACAGUGGUUACUCUGGAUCAGUGAGUAGUAAUGGGUAUUGCCAGGCUUACCAAAGUGGGUCAAUCUACACCUGUUGUAGAACUACAGCUCCUAAGAUUCUAUUCCAUCCAUCAUGGAGAAGCGGUAGUACUACAACACAUGGUGAUCUGGAUUUUGGCCAGGAAGUGCCAUGGUUGAGUAGCGUGCUACUCCGAUUUCAGUUAGUUGUAAGAACUUUAUAACUAAACUAAAGUUAUUUGUAAAACUUAGGGGGUGCCAUUUUUUUUUUAUUUUUUUUUUUAAUCUGAGUUACAUUGUCUUAUUAGCAUUUUAUCUAACGGAAUAUACAAGCACAGUUUAAAACAGGUUUUCCAUUUUGCCUUUUGAUUCCAGGGCUCUUGUUGACGCACAGCAGACAGGGAAGCCAGUCUGGGAUCUUGAGCCACAGCCGAAGCAGCAGUAAGGGCAGCCUUGAUGAAAUGAUAGUGCAGCCCAGGCCGAAGGAACUCUCUGGGAACUUAAGACAAAAAAUGCUGCUGGAUUAUAAUGUUUACAUGGCGAAGUGUGUCCCACAGGAGGAUAAAAGUCCCACUGAAAGCCCAAUAAACAGUGCCAACAGCAGCCCAACUGCUACAAAGAAGGUGAGGUAGAGUUUGUUUGGGUUACGUUAGAAUUUGGUAAUCACACAGUAACUCGUGUAGGUGUGAUUUAUAGGCCCCCAGGACAAAUAGAAGAGUUAGAUGAUCUACUUAUUGAGGAAAUGGCCAAAAUGACAAUAAAGGGGGAAAUUAUCAUUAUGGGUGACUUUAAUCUUCCUGAUGUGAAUUGGAAAACCAAAAUAGCUGCUUGUGCCAAGAGCACACAUAUUCUAAACUCCCUACUGGAAUUGUUUCUAAAACAAGUCGUUGAGGAGCCAACUCGUAAAGAGGCCAUACUAGAUUUAGUGUUAACAAAUGGAGAUUUGGUAUCAGAUAUUACUGUAGGUGAAAGUUUAGGAUCUAGUGAUCAUCAGUCAGUGUAGUUUAAUAUAAGAACAGUGACUGAGUCACACCACACAAAAACAAGUUUUAGACUUUAGAAAAACAGACUUUUCUGAAAUUAGAAUGUGUAAAGGAGUCAUUAUCAGACUGGAGCAAUUUAAAUGGAGUCCAAGAGAAAUGGGCUUAUUUAAAAGUUGCACUGCUGAAGGCAACAGAAAAAUGCAUUAGGCUUGUCAGUAAAAGAAAAAUAUUCAAGACUCCACUGUGAUACUCCGCAGAUUUGGCCAAAAUAGUAAAAAACAUAAAAGUUAGCAUAAAAAACCCAGAGUGAGGAAGACAGACAGAUCUAUAAGAUUAGGCAGAAAGAGGCUAAGCAAAUUAUGAGAGCUUCCAAGUCACACACAGAAAAGAAAAUUGCCCAGUCAGUAAAAAAAGGGGACAAAACAUUUUUUAGAUACAUAAAUGAGAAAAGGAAAGUAAAACAAGGAUUUGUUAAGAUUACAAACAAAAGAAGGAAGCUAUGUAAAAGAGGAUAAAGGUCUAGCUGACUGCUUCAAUUAAUACUUUAUUCAGUAUUUACAGAUGCAAAUGAAGAAAAGGGGCCUCAGUUAAGAAAAAGGACAAAUUAGACAUUUGUUACAUGUGAGUUUACAGAGGAAGAGGUUAUAUUUCAACUGUCAAAAGUAAAGACAAAUAGGUCAAUGGGACCUGAUGGAAUACACCCAAAUUUAUUUUAAAAAAAAGCUUAGUGAUGUACUAGCAAAACCAUUAACAGAUUUAUUUAACCAAUAAUUGUUAACCGGAGUAGUCCCAGAAGAUUGGAAGUCAACGAAUGUUGUGCCCAUCCACAAGAAAGGUUGUAGGGAGGAGUCGGGCAACUAUAGGCCAGUAAGCCUUACUUCAGUAGUGGGGAAAGUAUUGGAAACCAUGUUAAAGGAUAGGAUUGAUGAACAUCUAAAACCACAUGGAUUUCAAGAUCAGAGACAACAUGGGUUUACUUCAGGGAGAUCAUGCCAAACUAAUCUUAUUGAUUUUUUUUUGAUUGGGUAACUAAAAUAAUAGAUCAGGGUGGUGCAGUAGACAUUGCUUACCUAGAUUUCAGUAAGGAGUUUGACACUGUUGCACAUAGAAGGCUUAUCAAUAAACUGCAAUCUUUAAGUAUGGAUUCCAAUAUUGUUGAAUGGGUAAGGCAGUGGCUGAGUGACAGGCAACAGAGGGUUGUAGUCAAUGGAGUAUAUUCGAAGCUUGGGCUUGUCAACAGUCGGGUACCUCAGGGAUCUGUACUUGGACCCAUUAUCUUUAAUAUUUUUAUUAGUGAUAUUGCAGAAGAUUUUGAUCGUAAGGUAUGUCUUUUUGCUGAUGGUACUAAGAUAUGUAACAGGGUUGAUUUUCCAGGAGGGAAAAGACAAAUGGCAAAUGAUUUAGGUAAACUAGAAAAAUGGUCAGAGCUGUGGCAGCUGACACUUAAUGUGGAUAAGUGCAAGAUAAUGCAUUUUGGAUGUAAAAACCCAAGGGCAGAGUACAGAAUAUUUGAUAGUCCUAACCUCAACAUCUGAGAAAAUGGAUUUAGGGGUAAUUAUUUCUGAUGACUUAAAGGUAGGCAGACAAUGUAAUAGAGCAGCAGGAAAUGCUAGCAGAAUGCUAGGUUGUAUAGGGAGAGGUAGUAGCAGUAGAAAGAGGGAAGUGCUCAUGCCAUUAUACAGAACACUGGUGAGACCUCACUUGGAGUAUUGUAUGCAGUACUGGAUAUUGUAUCUCCUGAAGGAUAUUGAUACCUUAGAGAGAGUUCAGAGAAGGGCUACUAAACUGGUUCAUGGAUUGCGGGAUAAAACUUACCAGGAAAGGUUAAAGGAUCUUAACAUGUAUAGCUUGGAGGAAAGACGAGACAGGGGGGAUAUGAUAGAAACAUUUAAAUAUAUAAAGGGAAUCAACACAGUAAAGGAGGAGACUAUAUUUAAAAGAAGAAAAACUACCACAACAAGAGGACAUAGUCUUAAAUUAGAGGACAAAGGUUUAAAAAUAAUAUCAGGAAGUAUUACUUUACUGAGAGGGUAGUGGAUGCAUGGAAUAGCCUUCCAGCUGAAGUGGUAGAGGUUAACACAGUGAGGGAGUUUAAGCAUGCGUGGGAUAGGCAUAGACUAUCCUAGCUAUAAGAUAAGGCCAGGGACUAAUGAAAGUAUUUAGAAAAUUGGGCAGACUAGAUGGGCGAAAUGGUUCUUAUCUGUCGUCACAUUCUAGGUAGUGUUUGGGAACUCUGCAGUGCCUGCUUGCAACCUGUGGACCAUAUUAGUCUGUGUGCAUGUGCCCUGUGACAUAACACGCAAUGUUAGCCUUUGUGUGUUCAUAUGUACACUGGCAUUUAACAUGGCAAUCUGUGUGUGUGCACCUAUGUAGCCUUUAACAUAAUGCAGCAUUCUCUGUGUGCAUGCAUCUGACCUAACACAGCAAUGUCUGUGUGAGUGCAUGUGUACAAUGUGAACGAACACCGCAAUGUCUGCAUGCAAAUUUGUGUACUCUGAGCGAACACCAAGCUGUCUGUGUAUAUAGAUUCCUGGAGCACCUUCGGCGGAGGAAUACGAGGAGCAGGCUUGGGUCAAUGCUCUACUGGGAAGAAUAUUUUGGGACUUUCUGGGAGAAAAAUAUUGGUCUGAUCUGGUCUCUAAAAAAAUCCAAAUGAAACUCAGUAAAAUCAAGGUACGAGCAAUGUUAGUCUUUAAAUUCUAGAAUCCUGAAAUUACAUGAAAUUCUGUGUCGCUUAGUUACCAGCUGUCAUAUUAUUUUUAAAGAAAAACUUCAGAGUACAAAUGAUCCUUUUUAUGCAUUAUAGAGAUACUGUGCUCAGAAUGAAUACAUAGACCUACUUUUAAAGCUUCCAUCUGUGCACUAUGUAGGGGGUCUAGCUGCAGCAGUAGGCAGACCCCUUCUACACCAGUAAGAAAGUCCCCAAAACUCCUGCUCACGGUUAACCGAAUUCUAGAAAUAUUUUGGCAGUGUUGUCGUUUGCAGCUCAGCUCUCUCGGAAGCUAAGAGCUCAGCCCAAACUUUGUUUUCGGUAUGGUGAUGCCGCACGUAAAACUUGGAUAAAUGUGAUGCAGGAGUUGGAGUUAAAUCCUGGCAGGAAACUUGGGUAAAAAAUGGUUAGAAAAGUUCCGCUUUAUCGGAGGCUGCUUGCUGGUUUUGCUUCACAAUUUUAAUGACUGCAGUAAAAGCUAGAUUAAUAUUUACAUGUUUGUGUGCUGCAACUUUAAUUGAGGAAAGUAAACCUUGCAGUCUUGGUAUAUGUAGUAAGAGUCAGCAGUUAAAUCGUUUCCUGAGAUAAGUGCAAAAAACUUAAGGGGACACUUGUUUCAUUGGAGUCCUCUGUCCCUCCAUUCAGUGUUUAAACCAUUUUCGAAAAAUUUAACACUAAGUAAAUGAGGGUGCCCCACACACAGCUUCCUUUUAGCAAUACCAAUUCAUACCUGUAGUGGGCGCUGUGAUACGCUGAAAUAGCUUAUAAAAGAUUAGAUUUAAAAUAUUAAAAACCAUGUAAUACUGAAUGGAAAGCCACAACAGGGAUUCCAUACACUAAAACCACUUUAAUGAAAUAUGAGAGCAUCUCUUUAAUAUUCCCGUGAAACUAGCACCUUCUUUUCCACCAUCGAGCUAGCACUGCAGAACAUGUGUAUGAUUGUUGUUCCAAACUUUGACUAGAGUUAGAAGGUGGCAGUAUUGUAGUUUCUCAAUAAGACAGAAGGAAGCCUGCUACAACUAAUACGACUGUUAUUGCACCAUUACCUUCUAGCUGCCAUACUUUAUGAAUGAGCUGACUCUAACGGAGCUGGACAUGGGUGUGGCUGUGCCGAAAAUCCUUCGGGCUUACCAGCCGUUCAUUGAUCAUAGAGGUAAUUUCCACUUGACCCUGUUUUUUUUUAUUUUCUCUGUCUCCUAUUUAGUUUGCACCAGAGUUGGCAAUGCUGCAUUAAAGUGUAAAGUGAGAUAUUUGUGCACUUUUAGUGCAAAUUUUGGGCAGGUGCACCAAAAGCAUGGAGGGAUGUUGCUCCAAACAUGCCAGAAAUGUCUCAUACCUGCCUUCCAUGUAGUUCUUACCCCAGUAAUCACUUCAGUAGCAUUUACUGAAGGACUGAGGACAAGUGAAAGUUCCUUGACAUUUCAAAAUUAUUUGAACAAGAACCCAAGUUGAUAUGCUGCGGGUUUUAUUUCAGUUUGUGAUCCUUGCCACAAGAAUUACUAGUCAUCUAUGAAGAACGAAGUUUGAUUCACUGAUGAAGAUGAGGUGAAGACUAAACUCUUCUCCGAUCUCAACUGGAUCUAAACUCUCAACGCUAUAUUAUCCUCUAUCGAGAAACGUUCAGGAGCUCAACUGGAUUUUAGUCCUCUUCCCUCUGCCAAGCCAUCUUAAAGUCUAUGGUUUGGUUGGGCAGAGGAUUGUUCCUUAGCACCAAGCCAUUUUUUCCAAAAUCUGUAGAAUAAACUGCUAAGAAAGAAUCUAGAAGCAAAAAUGUACACACCCCUGAUGGGUAAUCAAGUAUUCUUCUGUUAACCAGCAAAACAUCCUCAUUGUGUCCUAAUCAGAGUGAUCUACACUGUGCUAAACAGACGAUUCCAAGCAAACCUGCUCAAGACUCUGUUUCCACCCUGUCCCAAACAUGACCGUGAUACGAAUUGCACUCAGAGUUAUCAACCAAUUUCUGUAAUAAGUUUUGGCACAAUUAAAUACUAUAGACUGGGUUUCAAGCAGGUCUGCAGAAGAUGAUGAGUAACCUUAUAUUUAAUAAUAGAAUAAACUUGCCGGGGAAGGCAAUUUAAAAGAACUGUGUGGGGCUUUUUAGAGAAUGCAGUAAACUCCUUCUCUGGACCUAUAAUUCCUUCUAAAAGUAAUGCAUAAUAUAUUUCUUUAGAUUCUUUGCAGCACUUGUUUAUUCUUACAGUACGGGAUACAAGACUCUAUUAACCGGUUAUUGCAAGUUUUGUAGAACCCUUGGAUACAAAUUCUAUUGUAAACAUAUCUGCAAUCAAGGAUCUUUGUGCAAGAUUAGACAAAUUUUAUAAAAUCGCAAUUCCCACAAUUUCACAGCACCAGGUUGGUUAUAUCUUCUUGGACACGCGUCCUUUCUUGACGCUGUAGAGUGGUGUUUGAAAUAUUUUGUCCUAUAGUAAACAUAAUGCAUAUGGUGCAACUGGGGAUCCAGAAGAAGGCAGUGUCUUCACAUUUGUUUAUUGGUUUCUUUUCUACACUUUUCAUGCAAUGCCAACCAGUAAGUAGAAAGUAUGCCUGACCUGGCAGCCUUACACAAGAUAUACACGGCCAAGUCAACGUUAGAUCACAAUAACUCUCUCUCUCUCUCUCGCGCUAUUUUUCUAUUUUCCUUUUCCUUAAAUGAGGAAGAUAUAUACUCUUGAGAAUCUCUAAAGUAACCAACAGGGAUAAUCCUUGUAGUUGCUUAUUUAUUGUGGGAAAACAGAAUAAAAAUACACCAAGCAGUAAACCAAUGACGUACAAGGAAGAUAAAUCCUUGCUUUGCCUGUAUUUAUUUGGAUUUAUCUUCCUUGUAAAUUAUUUUGCCAAAUUAUUUUACCUGUCCCUCAUGUCCCUUUUUAGGUGUGUGUGUGUAUAUAUAUAUAUAUAUGUAUGUAUGUGUAUAUAUGUGUGUGUGUGUGUGUGUGUGUGUGUAUAUAUAUAAUAUAUAUAUAUAUAUAUAUAUAUAUAGGAUCAGUUACCAUAUUUUGUUAAUGGACUAAUGUCUAUUUAUUUGCUCGAUCUUUCUCCAGGUCUGUGGGCAGAUCUGGAAAUUUCUUACAACGGAUCAUUCUUGAUGACCCUGGAGACCAAAAUGAAUUUGACUAAGCUUGGUAAGGAGCCUCUGGGAGAAGCUUUGAAAGUUGGUGAGAUUGGCAAAGAAGGGUAAGUGACGCUACAAAUUGGCUGUGUAGAUGUUAACUUAAAAAAUAAUGUGGUUUUGGAGAUAUUUGUGCAAAAAAGAAUAGCUAUAAUUUUACUUUGAGGGCCCUGGUGCCGUCAUCUCACUGAAAGGGUGUAGGUUUUAAUAUAUUCUCCUUCGCAGUUAACAUAAUUACAUCACUUAGCCAUUGUGAGUAGAUUUCUGAUUUAAAUAUCCCCAUUAUAGACGUUUUGGCUGCGCACAGAGGAUCCUAGGAUGUAAAACUGUCUGCAGUGAUCGCAUUUAACCCCUUAAGGGCCAAAUUUCUGGAAUAAAAGGGAAUCAUGACAUGUCACACAUGUCAUGUGUCCUUAAGGGGUUAAAGAAACGCUCCAAAGUAAAAUAAAUAAUUAAGUUGUUACUCUGUAAAUAGAAUCCCUGUGAAUACAUACAUGCCAUUAUUUAUAUAUGUAUCAUUGGGGGGAGCAUACAAAAAAGCCUGCAGAAGCCUUUUCCCCCAGAAGCCUGAGACCAGGAGCAUGGGCACGGAGGGCCCAGUUUGAGGUCUGUCGAGGAGGUGAAGGAUGCUGGUCUGAGGUCUGUUAGCAGCAAUUUUAGGAGCACGCCCCCCACUUCCGUUAGCACAACCUCCCUGACUGUCUGAUUCCACUGAAAAAAGUGCUGAUUUCUCAAAGCUAUUGACACAUCUAUAAACUAACUUUUUAAAACUGAUAUUGCACAGAGCCGAAGCAAGCUGAAGUGCUUUCUGUUUGUGGGCUGGUCCUUUAUAUCUUUCUCUGCCAGUAAAAUACCAAAAAUAUGGAAAGAGACAUUUAAAAAAGGUGUUUGAUGUAACUUGGUUAACUAAUUUGUGUUUACAUUUCCCACACUUUGCUCGCACUGAUGGAUUUUAAAUGGUGAGUUUAUAUGCAGCCCAUUAUUAAACUGCUUUUAGAUGUGUGUUGUUUUUUUUUUUUUGGUUGGUUGUUUUUCUCUUGGUGUGUAUACUUGAUAUUUCAGAAGUCCAUUUAGUAAUUAAAUGUAAAGAGCUGUGGCAGUACCUCUCUUCAUUUACCUUCUGCGAUGGAUUGCAGAUCUGUAGAUAAAACGGAUUAUUCAGUAAUUAGCCUCGUUGACACUAAUGUCAAAUAGAAAUUAAAUAGCACAACAUGAAUUGCAAUUUUACAAUUCUUUCUGAUGUCCUUUGUUUAAUGUGGAGACUUGCUAUUCAGAUAAAUCUAAUUGGAAUUUGGGAUGGGGCGCUACUGACUGGCUUAGGGUGUCAGCUGACCCCUCUAAGCCAAUCAAAAGCAUUUCUUCCUGAGCCUUCCUUUACCUAGGAUUUCAGAAAUUGAAAGGACAGGAAGCAGAGUUGACCAGCGCUGGACCAGAGACUUUAGGGUUAAACUAUUUGCGAACAGUUUAACCCCUAAAGAUGAGCCAGUGGUAGGAACCUCCUGGCACCAUAACUACAUUUUGGUCAACUUGUUAUGGUUCCCAACUUUAAGUGAACUGAGAAUUGGGGGGUGGGAGGGAGAUUAAGAAGUGAGUAUCAAUAUUGUCAUAAAAUCUGAGCUAAUUAACUCUUUGCCUAUAGUUGCUGUAAAUACCUACAAGCCUCCCAAUUUACAAAUAAGUAUAAAUUAAAAUGUAAAUGGGUAGCACAAAACAUUGUAAGUAAUACAGGCUGACGCAUUUCGCCAGACCUGUACUUAUCAAGACCAUAUAAAUCAAGGCACCGAAAGUCAGUGUAUAUAGAGAAUCAAUGACUUGGCCUUUAGAGCAACAUACACGCGUUUAAUGGUGGAAGAUUUUUAUCUUGUUAGACAAAUCAAGCCCUUAAAACAAUAUACAAAUGUUUAAUAUCGAGAGAAAAAAAACAUUGUCUUAAUAAGAACCAAGUCAUAAAAAAUUAACAACCGUGAUAAGCAAACAAAGCUACAGAGUAUAUACGGUAAAGGCCUGCCUCUUUUGUUUCUUUUAUUAGAAAUGCUUGCAAGGUUGUUGUGAAUCCAUGUAUUAUAUUUACAUUCUCAUAAGAUCAGAGCUCAAAUUUGAACUGAAUAGCCAAAAUUUGCCAUUCCUAGUCGGUUCUCCACUAUUAUAUAAAAGUAAACACCACGUGUUGUUAUAAGACUGGGAGGUCUGUUCAUGUUGUUCAGAUGCAGAUAAUGAAUACUUGUUAUAAAUCUAGUUUAAUAUUAAAUUGUAACGCAAUGUUUUGCAUUACCGCUGCUUAGAUAACCAUCCCUUUAUCCUGCCUUCAGUGUCCGCAGCGGGAGAUCAUUGUGUUCCUUCUAAUGUGAAAACAUUAAAUUGCCAGACUGUGAUGUAAUCUCCCCGUGGCUCAUUCUCAGAGUUACGCACUUUGUAUUGUUUAUAAAAUACCCCGAUCUAUGCGACCUCUGGACUUAUCGCAGACUGUAAAGCAGCAGGAAAUCGCAUGUUUCUACUGCAUCGGGAUUCUCGAAUCAGUCCAUGAUUAACCAUUUACAACCUGUAGCUGGCAGAAUCUCCGUUUAACCCACAAGGGAUGCUUUACAGCCAGACAUAAGACUCUCCCACAAAAGCUCACAAUCUAACGUGUGUUAACUGCAGGCUCAGACUAACACCUGUUAUCCCCCAGCAAUGUGAAUUGGUGCAGAAACCACAUCAGUGAUUAAAAAGCCCAGUUUUCCAUUUCUCAUACAGAGCAGGUUGUUUUAUGAACAGGUUGGGCUGAAUAUAGCAUGUCUGUCCUAUGAUGCAAACACUUCUAACUAUGUCGAUGUAUGUUAUCUCUUAGAGCCAGGCCACGAGCGUAUUACCUAGCUGACAGUGACGAGGAGUCCUCUAGUGCCGGUUCAUCCGAUGAAGAUGAAGCCCCUGAUGCAUCGGGAGAUAAACAACAGAUUUCGGGAGCCGAGGGGUAAGCGUUCUACUCUUAACUUCAAGAACAUACUCUAUGUAUAUUGUGCACCAUACAACAUGACUGUUAGACCUCAGAAAUACCCUAGAUCUGGGUCACCACAUUAAACAUAAACUUACAGAUAGCGUUUACGUAGGGAACAAUUCCCGAUGAUUCGCUUACUGACAAAGAUGGUCUUCCUGUAAGGAAACUGUGAACCCAUUGUGUUUUUAUUUCUAAACAGGAAAUACCGAUGUUUAAAUAUGAAUUUGCUCGUUAGUCUUGGUUUAUAAUGAUCUUCUUAACUUUAAAGUGGACUGCUUAUGGCUGCUAACACACCAAUUUUAGAACAAAUCGCAAUUUUCGCAAAAAUUAAAAAGUUCAUUUGGGUUCUAUGUACACUACAGCUUAGAGCUAUUGUACAUCUGGAGGACAGCUUGUUUGCAAUACACGCACCUACCAUCUCUGACAGUGAAAUACGAUUCCUAGCUAAAUUACCUACCACAAAGUACACUAUAAAGCUUUGUUCCUGACUGCUUUUUUUGUGGAAAAAUGUAGUUCUUGUAUCACUGAGCACUUUAGUGGUUUACAAAUCUUUGUAAACCAUGUUUAUUCACAUUGCUUUUAUAAAUCACAAUAUGCAGCUUGCUCUUGAUUGCUUAGUUUGCAAAAGCAUAGAAGUCAUAUCUUCGUGGGCAGGUAACGGUGAUAUGUUGCCUUUAUUGAGCAAAAUCCAUGCGUUUUUCAUGCAAAAGUCAUAGACAGAUGUAUUGUUCACAUUAAAUGUCAUGAAUGUUCCACACAAAAUACACUGGUCAAGAGAAAAAAAAUUGAAAUUUGUAAAUUAGCUUUGAAUUUGGAUAACAAGCGAUAUUCUUGGUAUUGCUAACGAAAUUUAAAAAGCACUGAAAAUGCAAGGUUUAUGUGAUACGUUCUAAAUCUGGCUGAAUGCUCUCUUUAACCAUCAUACAACUCCAGUGUAUAUGCACGUGCAUAUUUACUAGUGGAAGAAAGUCUAGUCAGAAUGUGUGGGUUUCCAUGGCACCAUCGAGAGAUUAAUUCUUAUUAUCUUAACUUGAUGGAUUCUACUACUUUGAGCCUUGGAGGGGCUAUUACACAAACAUUGCAUUUGAUUAGUAUCAUGUUGUGUCAUAGACUACGCUAACAGUCUGUUUUUGUCACUUUUCUUAGAAGAACAUUUGUCAGUAGUGUCCAUUGGUGCUAUAUAAAUGGCAGAAGUACUAAAUUUCUUUCUUUCCAGGUUUGCGGGAGCUCAUCGGACCAGCAAGAUCAUGCGUUUUGUAGAUAAAAUCACCAAAUCAAAAUAUUUCCAGAAAGCCACAGAAACAGAGUUCAUAAAGAAAAAGAUUGAAGAGGUCUCGAACACCCCCUUGCUAUUAACUGUGGAAGUGCAGGAGUGCAAGGGAACAUUGACAAUUAACAUUCCACCACCACCUACUGACAGGAUAUGGUAAGGCAGCUGUACUUGGUACUGAGAAUUUCAGAUAGAUUGUACAAAGGACUUCUCGUACAUUCCAGAGUGUUAAAGUGAAUUAUAAUAUUAUUAUUUUUCUCCUUCUGAAGGUAUGGAUUCCGAGUGCCACCUCACUUGGAACUCAAAGCUCGUCCAAAACUUGGUGAAAGAGAAGUGACUCUGGCACAUGUCACAGAGUGGAUUGAGAAAAAACUGGAACAAGAAUUUAAGGUAAAUUGGCAAAUAUUAUUCCUUAAAGACUCCAGGCAUCAGUAUAUGAGUAUACGCUAGCCACCGCCAUAUUGGAACUGUAAGUCCUAUGAUACUUAGCUGGGGGUUCUCCUAUCUUUAUCAUACAUGAUAACCUGCAUAAUUUAAACACUGUUUUUUCAGAAGCCUAGAGUUUGUGCUUCAAAACCUCCUCAUGAAAACUAGGUGUCUUUAACGUUGAAUUUUCUCUUUCUCUUUUUUUUUUCUCCCCACUACAUAGAAAAUAUUUGUCAUGCCAAACAUGGAUGAUUUAUACGUCUCCAUAAUGCACUCUGCGAUGGACCCGCGUUCCGCUAAAGAAGCUGAGCCAGAAGCGACAGAAGCAUCAUGAAAACGCCGAAGCCGCUCACAGUAUUAUAUUUCAAAAGACAUUGUCCAGUCCCCAAUAUACCGUGCGUACACUUUCCUGGACCCACAGUCAGUGGUGUGGAGAGAAAUUAACUACGCCCAGCAGAGGCGCAACGGACGCACAUUUAAAUGCUGGCCGGAAUUUCAUGCCUCCUUCCCUUUCCAACAAAAAAAGUGAUCACUUCGAAUGAAGCACCAAAUUCUCAUCCUUUCACAACAGUCUCGAGUCCCCCAAGUUUGUGCUGGUCUGUGACCCACUCAACUUUAUUCCUCAUCGUCAUUAAGGAGAGAGCACCCAUGGGGUUAAAGUCAUCCUGCUUUAAACCAUUGCUAAUCAUUAUCUUGCUGUGUAAAAACGGAGAGAGGCUCUUUGUUCUGAACAAAGAGUUUUACGUGUUCGCUACAUUUUUCUUUCCCGGUGCAUUAAUAUGGUUGCCAUAUGGAAUCUGCGCCCGGAAAGCUAAUAAAGCUGCUGGGAAAAUAGUAAAGAAAGAAAAAAAAAUAUAUAAAAUGUAGAAAAAUGGUACAUAGAAAUAUAUCUGCACAAUGUAUACUAAGCCUUCUUAUUUUUUUACAUUUCCUUUUUUUGGGUUUUCUGGUUAUAAGGCUUAUGUUUUAUUUUUCUGUGUUUAAAAAAAAUAAAAAAAAAAAAUAUUUAAUUGUAAGUACACUUUCCCCUCUUGCCAUUGUAAAAUAUGUUUUAUAAAAUAGCCAGUACGCUGCCGAGAUGCUAACGCCACUUUAAAAUCUUGGUGAAUGUUUGGGUAUUGAGAUGUUUGUGUUUAAUAUAGUUUAGACCCACGGGGCAAGUGUGUGGAGCUCUGUAAUUUAAAAAAAAAAACAGAACAUCCUCAGAGACAAUCACUUUUUAAUCCCACCAUAAUAUUUAUCUGUAAAUCCAAAGCAUCAUUGUGUCCAUACACCGUAGAAAGGGAGGAUAAUUGUGUUUAGAUCUAGGGAAUCCGUUUAAAGUUGCUCAGGAAAGUCAUAUGAGAAGGCAGGACACCUUGCCAAUUGGGCGCUAAUAAUGUGCCAGUUUGGACGCCCUGCGAUGUAGAUGAGUUUUGAAUCCAAACUCUUUAGAUUAUUUGAAAGCGUUUAUUGUUAAUUCACUAGACGGUGAAUUGGAAACCGAAUUAUAAAAAGCAAGCUAAAUAAGCCAAGCCUUGCCGUGUUGGAGAAUUCUGCACCCCCCCAUAUUUGUGGUUUUGGCCUAAAUAAUUUGACUAUUUGGUUUUCAAUCCACUACAGUUUAUUGUUUAGUGAAUCAACCCCAGCAUGCCUCUCUUUACAUUCUAUGAGCGCAUAUUAUAAAUAAAUUAAAUGCAGAUAUACGUUGCAGAUAGGACAUCUCAUCUACCAAAAUGAUUAAUAUUCAGGAAUAUAUUAAGUGCCCCACCUUAAAGAUGCUGAGAUUUUAAAUAGCUGCUUGCUUUUGUUCUGUGUUUAAUGCCAUUGCUCUAGUGCUGCGUGGGACACUGUAUCAGGUCCUCUUCUUUAUCUUGGUGAACCCCUAAAUCUUAGUACCUCUCUGAGCUGCGCCCCCAUAGUGUAGUCGUUCUCGGAGAGAUGGACAUUGACAGCAAUAUACCAAAUUGAUAGAAUUAUUUGUGCAUGUUCUCUGGAUCAAAUCUCGCAGAACUAGGCUAGCCAAAGUCGGUGACCUGUCUUGAGAGAGAAAUAUACUAAAUUAUACCUCGAUUCCAGUUCCGGUAGAAGUGGCAGCAGCAAAGUCUCACUAAACGCAGAACCGCUGAUCAGAUCUCCCUCAAAACAGGUUUCCAGCUAUUCUGGAUGAAGAACUAUUAUUCCCACCUUAGUCUUGUCUAACAUUUUCCAGAAAAUCUGUGACUUAUCAGAGACAAAUAUUGAUUUAUUUUUUCCCUUUUCAGCUCCGUACUGACUCUCAAUAUCUCCUUAAUAUAUCCCAUACGAUAUAGAUGAAUAUGACCAUUUUUCUGUACAUUAAAUGUUUCGUGUGAAGAAUUAGGAUGUGAUUGGAUUAAAGAUUUAAUUCUGUGGCCUAACAGAGACGCAAACACUAUAAAUAAAGACACAUUUAUUUUAACACUAAAGUACAUUUUUAGUUUUAAGUAAUCAUUUUGUAAUUUGUUGUUAACCCAGCUUUUAAUGGUUAUGCCCUACUAGGUACUUAAUAAAAUGUAAUUUCUUGAAUUUUGAGGUCUGUUUUCAGAUCAAAAUACUCUAAAAUGAUACAGAGUAAUAGGAGGACUUAUGCUGAACAAAUGUACCAUGUAACAAAUAUGUCUAAACAUCCUGUUUUUUUGUCUUUUUUUUUUAUUUUUAUUUUUUUAUUUGCAAUUCAGAUCUGCCAUUCUGUGCCUUCUCUCAGCUAUUUUGUGUUUUCAGCAGUUUUUCCAAAUCUCCCUGUUCUUGUAAAACGCAAUCCGUACAAAGCGCAGAACGGCGCCGAUUAGCCUUUCGUGCAAGCACUUCUGUAAAGCAAAAUAUUUUAUUUUUUUUGCCUCCUUUUGCUUAGCUUGACCUUUUUUUCAGGUCCCUAAAUACAUUUUUGUAUUUUUUUAUAUAUAAAUAUAUUUUCAGAUUGUGAGUUUCUUUUCGGUUCUUCUUGAUAUUAGAAUUAUGAGUGUUCUAUGUCUGGCAAAGGAUGCGUUGAUUUACCGGUUAACCUAUCCUAGAAUAGUUUGAUUAUAAAAAGGAGCGCAAUGUAAACAUUCGUGAUCACAGUCCCCGUGCAAGAUGUAGAUAGUGCAUUUACUGUGCGUGAUAUAUAUAAAUAUACCAUAGAGACACACACAUUACAUCAAGGCACUUGGGUAGUUUAUGAUUAUGAAUCUAAUUGCUGGUUUUUGUUGUUGUGAUAACAUAAGACUUGCUCGUGCUCUUGCAAAGUUCUGUGAAUUGGGGGUCCAGCCUGUCUGCUCAUGUAGUACAAAUCUUAUGCUUUCAGUGCCAUCUGGAACUUUACGAAUCUCCCAUCCCCCAUCUCCCCAUUUAUCAGAAUAGGGUAAGCAUCACCCUCUCUGCCUUUUGGAUGCAAACAUUUAAGCCUGUAUGGAUAACCUCUAUUUAAACACAUGGGGUAACUGCAAAAACAAUGGGAUUCACAUGAAUGGGAUAAUGUUCUGUUCCUUUUAUCCCCUAAUGUUGGACAGAAGCACGAGUCCCAUUUUGUAAUUCCAGUCUUUACAUUGCUAAAGCACCAGAGAAAUUGUAGCUCUAAAAAUGCUGAAGAUACAGUUUGCCCAUCCCUGAUUUAUCAUUUUGCCUACCAUUUGUAGGGCAGUUCCUUCCCCUAAUGGUUUAGGAGACAACAGCUACGAUGGGAAAAGGUGUCUAGUCUAUUGAAUAACCCGGUUUGAAUUUGUUUAAACCUCUUUCAGUGUCUCUGCUGCCUUGUCGCCUCUGGUAGGCUGAGUGAGAGAGACAUGGCCUUUCAGAUAUAUAGAAGGAAUCUGUAAAAAUAUGUUGUGUAUUAAUAUUAAUAUUCAUGUUGCGAUUUUUCUUUGCGGAAUUAAACAGCCAUAAGUGCACAUAGGAAGCUAUUAUUUAAACUUGUCAGAUAGCCGCUAUACUGUGGUGUGACUCAGUUAUUGAGUUUAGAGACUCAUCUUAUACUAUUAUAUUUUUUUGUUUUUUUAUUUUAGAAAAAUAUUUCUUUGUGGUUUAUAGAAGCCCCACGAGGGCCAUUUGACGGGCACUUUGUAUGUGAUGGACAAUUGCUACAUGUUGAAUUUAGAAUAGUGGGUUCUGAGGUUAAUGAAAAACUGAGCAUUCCUUACUAAGAGAGGACUACAGUAAUCACACUAGUUGAGUAAACACUCCUAAAGGACCACUCUCGGUAAGUCACACCAGUUGAGUGAUCACUCAUUUCUAAACGAACACACUGUCGUACUAGUGACGUUUUCUUUUUUUGUUUUUGAGUUCUUAUAAAAUUGCCAAUCAUCUGUGCUCAUUGGCUGAUAAUUUUGUUUACAGUAAUAUGUUGGAUUUGAGAUUAAUUUGUCUUUUUGAAUUUUGAAAGAAAUGUUUUGCUAAAAUGACCUCCCCUAGCCCCCUUUUACUAAUGAAGAUACUUCUCUUGAAAAUUGUAAAUGAAGGAAAUUUGUUUUCUGUAAUUUGAACUAAUUUAACAUCAAACAGUGACGGAUUUCAUGUGUGACGUUUACAUAUUGGCUUUCCAUUAAAGUACUGAUAUGAAACUAAAAAGCACAUGUUCCCUAUGAGCUAUGCUAACAGGAUUUCUUACAAAAGUGUGAAUUGUCACAAAAGCUGAUGAAAGAUGAUUGAAUAGCUGACCUGGAGAAUUUUUCCAACACACAUUUUUGCCUUUAAAUUUAAUUUACUAUUUAAAAAAAUUGGGAGUGAGAUCGGGAAUAAAAUGUUAAACCGUGUUGUCCAGAUAGACGAUGUAUGACCAAGAUCAUGUUUUUAGAAGAUCCCAAUACAUCCUGAAAUACUCUGAGGAUGGUACGUUGAAUGUCUGCUAGGGAUUAACUCCGGUUUCCUUGGGGGGGUGUAAACAAAACUGAACAUUGUUGAAGUUCUUUCACAUGAAUGUGAAUCCCUCUAUCUAGAGCCUUGGCCCGAAGCUGUCCUGUAAAUAUUAUUCAAGAACAUGCCAGUUUGUUGUUUUUAAAUGUUCACAUCCACCAAAACCACUAUGGAGUUUAUUCACUAAACUCCACCAAAUUAAUAGUAAAUCAUUAGAGUGGGAGAGCCUUUUUCUGCCAAAUGGAGCACUCAGCUCAGGUAUCAUGGACUUUUAAUUAAUUUCUUUAUAGAACAGAGGGGAAGGUUACAUGUGGUGCAUCAGCAUAGCUGAAGACAUGAUCACCGUUUUUGAAUAAAUUAUCCGAUUUAAUUUACUUAUUUAAUUGUAAAAGUUGGGCAAAAAAAGCUCACUGGGGGGGGGAUAAUUAUAGAGUGGCUAUUUUAGCAUAAAUUUGCCAAUUUGGUUAUCAACUCAUAACCAUGUGGGGUUUAGUGAAAUGAAUCCUAUGGUUUCACCAUCCGGUUUACCAGUUGGUACCUGGUUGAACAUCUCAUUGCUCAGGUUUUCAGCAACCCUGAAUAUUGUACGUCCUAAUCUUCGUAGCAUAUCUGAACUUGUUAUAUUGGGUGAGGACCAUUGCACUAUGGCAGUGAUAGGUAACUUGGCACCUUAGAUAUUUGUAAACGGCAUUUACCGUGAUGCUUGGCCAGCCUCAAGUCUACAAAUGCCUUACGUGCCGGGGCACGCCGUCACUGCUCUCAGAGCCUACAACAUAUUGUAGAUUACACUGACGACAUAAAAAUAUUUAUCUGGAACUGAUCUAAGUAAAUGUUGUUAAAUAAUGUCUGUCUUAAGCUGCUCCCCUUGAUUCGCUUGUCAUCUAAUUUAUGUUCUAUUGUGCAUGUUGCAGUUUCACGCCGUCUCUCUUACAGGCCAACAUUAUGUACUAACAUUGGUCUUCUGAUUCACUGUGUUUAUGCUGCACAUGAUCAAAAAAAAAUUGUGGGUAUCAAAAUCCGCUUGCUGUUUUAUUAAAUCAAAUUUCUCCAUU
Pelobates cultripes (western spadefoot toad) is the source of this 69248-nucleotide messenger RNA. Lineage: Eukaryota; Metazoa; Chordata; Amphibia; Anura; Pelobatidae. The record is from the annotation of a GenBank genome assembly.